Xyrichtys novacula (pearly razorfish) is the source of this 67800-nucleotide messenger RNA. The record is from the annotation of a GenBank genome assembly. NCBI's taxonomy places the organism in Eukaryota, Metazoa, Chordata, Actinopteri, Labriformes, Labridae.
GGGGACAGAAACACACUUCCCACAGCCUACUCACACUCUCCAUUUUUCAGUCACAGUCUCUGAGCACACCAGUGAGUUGGUGUGAGUCAUCUGCCUCCAAACGCCCCGCUAUUCAGCUUCACUUUGAAGAGAACAGCAUGUGUGCAAGGGAGCCAGUGCCUCUAGUUGCAUUAUUUCGAGGCAACAUUUUGAAGAUUCAUGCAAACUCCUUGUUCAUAUGCAUGCUAAUUUGAUGCUUGUGUGUAGGGUUUUGUGUUGCAGGCACAAUUGCACAUUUCGUGACAUCAAGUGUUCCUCUUUUGUUACCUGAGAGGUCACCUGAACAUCCCUGGGAGUUUAAACAGUUAGAAAGGAUGUUUCCACUGUAAACACUUUUGCAGCUUUAACAGUUGGUUCACAUACAGCUGCUUAGAUCUCUUUGUGUUGUGAUUUAUUAUUCAUUGGCACAUUUGGCCGUGCAGCAGUAAUUGCACCAUGCAGCAGCAGCGCCUGCAUCUGAUAGAGCACAAAUGAAUAAAUAAAUCUAGAUAGCAAAACCAUUUGAACGUUCGACGUUUACUGAUGAGGCAAUUAAGAGAACAGCGCACAAACACGCAACCUGCAUUACACUGACUUAUCCUUUCACAGCACAAUGACACAAACUACAAACUGUAUUCCUUCUCUCACAUGCAUUCAUUAUAUAGAGGAACAUUUACACUUUAAUUUAACAUGCAUGUUGAACAGUCUCCAUGCUUCACCCACAGGCCUGUUAUAUUGCUCACUGGGCAAGUAAUAGCUGACUCUCUGCAUCAAGGCUACAUUUCUCUCUGCACUGCUUUCUCGAUUUUACAAGCAAAAUCAGAUGGAAAGAAACAAAUGUGCCCAAAAUAUAGACUUCCUUUUGUUAUCAUACAACAAACAGUGGAUUAAAACAUUAAGGGAUCACAUGAUCUUGGACUGGGACAGCAAUCAACCUGUGAAUAAUCACCAUACAUUUAUCAAUCACUCAAUCAAUCAAUUUUUAUACAGCACCAGCUCACAGCAAUUGUUAUCUCAAGACACUUUCCAAAAGAGCAGGUCUAGACCAAACUCUUUAUUUGAUAUGUUACAAAGAUCCAACCUCAAGAUGGGAAAAGAUUGAGCCUUAUCUAGAAAUAUAAGACCCAUUCUUCACUCACCUUGAACCAACAUGAGUAUCUCAGAUUUUACGACUCCUCAGGUCAAAGAAACAAACCAUUAGAUAGUAACUGUCUUUGGCCAAGCUACACUAGGCUAACCUAGGCAGUUGUGGACCCCAUAUCUGCUAAAGGUAUUCAAUCAAUCAGUACAUCGGUUUUGUCUUAAGAACUGAAAUAAAAAAGUGUUAAUCCAAACUUACAAACAACAUCUUAAAACAAAGCACAUACCAUUCCCUCCAUCCUUUCAUUUUCUAUCAAAGUGGACUGCAUUAACUCUGACAGUGCAAAUAGAGACAGUAGUGGUGGGAUAAGCAGGGACUCUGUUGAAGUGUUAUUAUCUGAUAGGGGUUUCUGGUGUACUGAUAUACACUUCUCCUGCAAUCCUACAUAGAAGAGUCAUAAUAAGAGUAUCAAAAAAAAACAAAGAGGAAGAAGAAGAAGAAGAAGAGUAAAAAAGAGCAGAAGUGCUUCAUUCUUUCAGUGCACUUACACCUGUUUAAGACCAAAAUCAUUAUUAAAUAGUACAAACUGAUUACAGCCGCUAUCUAUUUGUGACCACCUGGAACACUACCCAAAACACCAGCUACAUGGUAUGAACAUCACCUCCUCCUGCCAGCUCACUCAGAGUGACGCUCAGAUUUCCUGCUGUGUUGUCACGUAACCACACCCUUGAGUUUACCCUGAAAAGGCACGGCAGGGCUGCUGGGAAAUAUCAUGGGAGUAGAGGCGAUAAAAUAUUUGGUCAUUAGAGAUCACGUAUGCUGCUUUGAUGAGUCAUUUUGGGGAGGUGUGAAAGAACGAUCAGAGAGACUGCGGUCAGAUCUCAAAUUUCAAAGUUAUGAGUCAAAGGGGUUGUGUUCGGUAUCCAUUUCUAUUUGGUCACGUUUUCUGAUUUUGGGCAAGACACUAAUCCACUAAAGAGAUUCAAGUUUCGUCCUCUGGCACUGAGUUAGAUGUGAAACCUUAAUUUGUUUAAUGGAAACUCAAAAACCCAAAUAUUGCUCACUUUCUGGAUCGUCACCUGAGGUCCACUGAGACCGGUGGAGGAGGUUUCAGUUUCUGUGUGUUGAACACGUUUUUCAUACUCUGUCUUCACCAACUGAUGACUACACGACAGUGAGUUGGUGGUGGAUAAUUAAGAUCUUAACACUGUGCUUCAAAUAACUCACAACACACACAGAUGUGUUUGUCUGAAGUAAUGUCUAGUUUUUCUACCAUUCAAAUGAAGAACUUCAGUCUUUCAUACUUACAAAUAAAUCGAAAGACACUGAUGUUCAUUUUUUAACUUAAAACUAUUGCAAGAAGCCUAGAACUGUAGCCUCGCUCCCACUGAGCAUUUUUUGGUCUAAAAGAGGUCUAAUAGACGUCUAAAUGUAGUCUAGACGGCUGGUCUAAAAUCAGGCUACCACAGGUCUAAAAAUGAAAGUUUUCAGACGUCUAAAUUUAGACCGGGUUUAGACUAGCCAGUUAACAGAGGUCUUCCAGUAUAUUGCUCAACGGCUAUCAUAAUUAUCUGCAUACCACAACACACCUAAAUGCCAAGUACUGAACACAAUAAAUGGAAUGAAACAGGUAAUAAAGACAGGGUAAUUUAUGCGAUGCUUUACUGUUUAACGAACAGUAAAGGAACAGGCAAAGCAUCCAAAACAAACAAAACUCGCACGGCAUCAAUGAUCACAAAGACAAUAACGUUUGAUUUUGAUACGUUUGUCUUUAUACCGCCACACAUCUGAACAGACUGUACAACUAAGGUAAACCACUCCCAAAUGUCAAGUACUGAACACAACAACUGAAAUAAAACAUAACAAAUAAUAAAGACAGGGUAAAACACACAUUAUGGAUCCAACAGUUGAUGUUAGGAUACCAAAACUUGUAGUCUACAGUAAUUGUUCAGUUGCUGUAAGGAGCAACCAUCUUGAAUUUUGAGCUUGGGGUUGCUGAGGUCAGUCUGGGUAGUAACUCUGACUUCAGGGGGCCUUCUAUCUAUGUUUUCUCUGGGUGUAUCUCAGAUUUUACGUCUCCUCAGGUCAAAGAAACAAACCAUUAGAAAGUUACUGUCUUUGGCCAAGCUACACUAGGCUAACCUAGGCAGCUGUGGACCCCAAAUCCUCUAAAGGUAUUCAGCUGUGUAGCCCAUAGACAGUAUAUAGAAUGGACAGUCUGCCUCCUCGCUUGGUGAAGCCACUCUGAGAACAGCACCCUCUGUUGAUAGGGUGCAGUAUAGGGCAUAAUUCCCGCCUCCACCAGCAAAGCUUAUGCGACUGUGGACAAACUUAGAAAUUUAUUACACAGAACAUAAAAUUUUCUCUCCCCUGCUUGUGAUGUUGACAUGUAGUUAUUGUAAGACUGGUUUGUGCUCAAGUCCUCUUUUUUCUGUGUGUCUCCGUUUUUAAAAGUUAUUAGGGGGUUCAUGUUUUCUAUGAAUGACACCUGACACAGCCCAUUGACGUUCAGGGAUUUCGUAGCUCACCCGGGGGAUACGCUGUUUGAGCUGGGCGUCACCACAGCAACUCUCGGCGACUCUCCUGCCAAAUGCGCGCAUCGCUACUGCGCAGCGCUGGUUUCAGGAAAUGAAGAAAACUCCCGGAAAUACAGAGAGCUAUUUGGCUUCAAAUCCGUAUACAGGCGGUAGGCGGAACCAAGUUGUCCAUAUUAUAUACAGUCUAUGGUGUUGCCCAGAGCCGGCCCAAGGCAUAAGCGAACUUAGCGCCUGCUUAGGGCCCCGCGGCCAGUAGGGGGCCCCCAAGAACAAUAAAAAUAAUAAAUAAUAAUUUUUAAAAAUAUUUUUUAUUUUUUGCAUGUAUGAGUGAUGCUUUCUGUAUGAUCAAAUAAAUAUAUUAUUGAUAAAAUAAAAUAAAGUAAAAACAUGUCCACUGAGUAUCCAAAGCGCAGGUAGUUGUGGGGCAAAACAAUGACGCCAAAAAGGACAUGUCCUUCAGGAGCAGAGAAAAGAAAGAGGAAGGAGAGAAAAAAGCCAAGAUAAACGUAUGUUUGCAUGUUAGGGAAUGUUAAUCAGAGAUUUUUGAAGGUGUGUGAGUGAUCAACAAUCAAUAUUAUUGGCAGAAAUAGAGGGCCCCAAAAUCAAAUUUUGCUUAGGGCCCCAUUGAGGGUUGGGCUGGCUCUGGUGCAGCCUAACAGUUUUGUCUUAAGAACUUACAUGAAAAAAUGUAAAUCCAAUCUGACAAACAACAUCUUGAAACAAAGCACAUACCAUUCCCUCCAUCAUUUCAUUUUCUUGUCCUUCUUGGUACAACCAACAGAGCUUUCUUCCCUCCUUUCCUUUCCUUCAGGCCAUCAAAGCCACCUCGGUGCCUGACUGGAAAAAUCAUCCCUCUCUGACUCCGCCCCUCAAACUCAGAUGUGGAUGCGAGAAAAAAGGCCAGCAACAGUGUGACAGACAACACAGCCCCUCCGCUCCGCACGGCGUAGUAUCUCCCCGUGAAAGGAGAGCAGAGGCGAGCCGGACCGAGCCGCAUGCUCGCUGUGCAACAAGGCGAUCAGGAGCGAAAUGGACCGGCGGACAACAACAGCAGCAGCAGAAGCAUCACCCAGUGAGGACCGACACCGAUUUUAGGUAAGGCUUUGUUCGAGCUCCGCAGCAUUUCCACACAGAUCUGAGCGCUUUGUGCAGGGCACGGGGGGGAGCUCAGGGAGAGGAUGUGCAUGCACGGUGUUCGGCUCAAACGAUCCAGCAUUUUGGGGUUUUUGUUUGAUCAAAGCUUUGCAGAAAAAAAAAAGAAAAAAACGUGGCACAGAAGCCUUUGUGUGCGUUACUUUGGACGGGAACACGGCGAUCAUCACUGGAGGCUCAUUUAACUGCAGCUCAUUCAGUCUCCGCGCGGGUCUUUAACAUCCACACACAUAAACACACAUCGAGAGAAAAUUGGUUUAUUAAACACGAGGGACAUUAGAGCUCCGCGUAGUUCCCUGUGCGUCUGUUAUUGACGUUUUCCUCUGUGAUGCUGUUAAGUCCUAAUCGAAAAAUCUGUUUUUUUUUUGUCUUUUAUAAAUGAAGAUACGGAGUUCAUUCACACUGAGGGGGGAGCCAGGCCCUGCACGCUGCUCUACAACUUGGGCAGAAGAUGCAGAGGUUGAUGCCUCCCCUGAUACUCACUUAUUGUAGAGCAGCUUUAUGCAUAUGCUGUCAGUCAUGCAAAAUAAGAAACACAAGCCUUCAGGGCAACACAUCAUGCCUCAUUAUUCUACCUUUUUACAUGUGGCGUUGUAUAUUUAUGCAGUGGAAGAUUAAAAGUAGCUUAUCACCUGAAUGCUUUUGUCUUGCAGCAAAAAAAAGGUAGUCACAAGUGAAAAUGAAAUCAACUACCGGAUAAUGGCACCUUAUGUUCUAAUAUGAAUACACUGACAAGGGGAAAUGGCUUGCAUGCAUCUGUGUCUCUAUUUGUCAUGCUAAAAAGUUGCAUUAUGGCUGCAGGUUUCUAACACUAACAUGCAGCAGCUUGAAAUAUGUUUAUUUCACAUCAUUACACUUUCAUAUUCACACAGCUGCACUUCUUAGUCGAGGCAGGCUUUUGUUUGGAGCUGUUUUAAUUAGUGACAGCCAGAUACCAUCUCAGCUUUUCUGACCAAACGUUGUAAGUUGAACACAAGCGCCGUUCCCAUUUGCCUUCACAUCACAGGGCUGCGGCUGCGGCUUCUGAAAAGCAAAAGAAAACAUGCAAGUGUCAAGGGUAAUUAAGUGUGCUUCUUUGUGUGUGUGUUUAUGUGCUGGGGGGUUGCAAUGUGUUGUAUGGUGUGUGUGUGUGUGCCCUUUUUGAAGUUGUCUGACACCAGCCAACGUGAAACUUGAGGUUUCUCACUUUGUUGUCUGCUGAGACUAAUCUCAUAUUCGCAGAAACACAUGAUCACGUCACUUUUGAGAACAGCAGCGAAGGUCAAGAGCCACCUAACUCUCAUUACAAUAACCACACACACACACGCGCACGCACAGCCACACACACACACACAUUUCUCUGUGGUCCAGUGCAAUCAAAGGAACCAAUCUGUUCUUUGUGUUUUCUCCUCAGGCUGCAUGAAAAAGAAAAUACAAAGCGUCUCUCCAGGUUAUGGUGACAUUGCGUCAAGAAAGUGUCGUUUUGUUUGUAUGUGCAGCAGCUGAAUAAUUGCAUUCCCGCUAGUUUUUAGAGCUGUGGCAGUGAGGACAAAAGUUGAAGCAAGUAGACAAUGUUUUUAGCCCGAAGAGUGUAGCAGAGGAGACACACAUUACAUAAAGCUUAAGCUAAAUAAUUCAUCUCUUCCAAGCCUGAGCUUUUUCUUUCAUAGUGAGUGAACUAUAGACGCUACUACCCUCUCUAAUGAUGCAUUAUGAAUGUGUUGAUGGUUACCUUGUAAAUGCACAUUCUGUUCCUAACACCGAUGUGUGAAAGGGUUCUCGCUGAACAUCUGCAUUACUGCCUUUACACAUAAAUAUCUAAUUACUGCCGGCACCUCUUUGUCUCUGCAGCUGGAUGUUUAUUGUCUGAAAUGGGGCGCCUUCAUACUGCAAGUGCAGACAGAGCACAGGUGUGUAGGAGAGCCGAAUGCACUAACAUUGUUCCACUAUUUCCCUACCAUGCUCAGCCAUUACACAGGAGUCCAACUGCCAUUUCACAUGCAUCCCUGUUUGUGGAAAUUUUCCACUAAUCUCAGAAUUUUCUUAUACGAAGUGACUAAAAAUCAGCUCAGCAGUUUUUUCCUUUGGUACUUUCCCAUAUAGAUUGGAAAUUCUGGAAAGAUUAAAUUGAAAUAGAGUUUGUCAGCACACUGAAGACUUUUGAGCUCAUAAAAUCCGAUUUAUUUCCAUUAAUAUGUCUGAAUUAGGAUAAAAAUAUGUGCUUCAGAUGACUUGUUAAACUGCAACAGACUAGUCUCUGCUGACAGAUUCUACACAAAUUGAAAAUACCCUGUAAACAACAUAAUCUUGUGGUUUCCGUCUCACCUGUUUUGAACUUUAUUGCUUGCAUUAAAUUUCAAGAGAAAUUGUUUUCAUGCUUCAUACUCUACACAGCUCCUUCAGUUGCUUGUGUUUGUUUUCUACUCCUGUAUUUGUAUAGCAGAAAUCUCUUUGAACAUAUAGUGGUUUUAACUUCGAAACAGUCACCAUCAGAGAGGACUCAUCCUCCCUCCCCUUCAUGCUCUACCCAGGCGGACUUCCUCACCUUGAUCAAACGAGUUGUUUCAGGUUGUGAGACCAGGGUCAACAUGUACCAUCUCUGACUCUGAGGGGAACCUAUAAAAGGCAGUUUUGAUAUGUUAGAUGCUCUGCAAUUGCGAAGAAAGGGUGAGAUUGUGUGUUAAAGGUGCAAAAGAUGAGUAAAGCCUCGAUCUGCGUUUCAUCGUAAAUCACCUUGCUCUGAUUAUUGAGUUCAAAUGCACGGUGGUUGGAGGACAAAACACUUUUGGUGAUACUCUCCGAAAAUUCUUACUGAUGAAAUGCAUAAUUGCUGUUUGUGACAACCUAUUAAUGCAGAGUAGUUAAUCAGCGAUUGACCCUCUGAUUAGUGUCGGGCCAGAGAGAGUGUGAGCGGAGAGGUGAUUUAUGUGGGAGAGAGUGUAUGAGGAGCCAUCCUUGAUCAGAUAAGUUAAACGUAAUUAUAUUAGAUGAAUCCCAGUGGUCAUUUGAAUUUCGUUGAUACUGGACAUUACAACGCAUCUGAAAAUGCUGUUUCCUCCAGAGGGGGCACAGAUCAUUGUGUCGAAAGCGUCAGUGUUUACAGAAUCCCUGGACAAAAGGGAGCUGUUUGAAGGAGCGCAGACUUCCUGUCUCUGCAGACAGAUGUGACAGUUGAUCAUUUCAUCAGCAGCACAGCGAAGCAGCUUUUUAACACGGCAUCAUUAGAGCUCGCUUGUCCGAUGAGUCUCAUUGAUUGAACAGUAAGAUGAUACGGCCAAUCAUGAGGACAGGGUCGGGAACGGUCAUCUUAACAUGACUCAAGUGAAGAUCAUCUUUUGAAGCUGACAGAAUGAGCUUGUGAGGAAAUUUACACAUGAGCAUUUACUGAAACUCAUGUGUAUGUCUGCUUGGAUGAAUAUCAGUCUAUUUCAGAUUGAUAUUUAAAUUUUGGGUAAGGAGGUGUGUGUUUCGUUGUCCCCAUCUGUUGUUAAUGAUGCAAGUCGGCACAUUUUAUUGAGGUAGGCCUGAAACUCGAGUCACAGCUACUGCCACAUUGCUUAGUUUCUCUGCUACUUGGAUGUAAACAAGCACAGAUGACGGAUGGCUCAGGUUGGUGUUAUUUUGAUCUGGACAGUGGAGAUAAUAUUGUAUGUGUUAAAUGACUUAUAUGUAAGUGUACAUGGUGGUUCUUGCAAAUAGUUUGGAUUAACAAACUUGACAUUGUUUACCCAAAGACCCCAUGUUCAGCCAUAUUUGAUAAUUCAUGCUCACUGUUUCUGAAUGUUUUCUCAUCUUUAAGAAUCACAUGUUAGCUAGAAAAUUAGUUGCUUUCUGACAUUAACAAUUUUGAGGAUUGUACCAUGAUAGAAAACAACCAAACUGAACCAUGAAUACAUGUUUUUGUAGACAGCAAAUCUCAGUUUCACACCCCUGUCAAUCCCUUUUGUAUCAUAAUGUGAUUAAUUGAUGUAAAAGUAUUACUGCCAUAAUGGACAAUUCUGUUGUAUGAUCGUAUCAGGCUGAUAUGGGGCAAUGUGGUUGUAUCUAUUAAAAAAAUACAGCUUUUAUAGGAAUUUCUGUUAUUUGGCGCACUGUUCAAUUUGUACAGGUGACUUACUAAGCCAGAAUCUACACUAGAGUGAAUGAAAAGCCACUUAACACACCAAAAAAGGUGAUUUUUUUUCCACUCCAAAAUGUUUUGGAUUUUGCUUCAUAGCCUUUAUAGAAACGACAGGGCCAGACUUUCCAGCCAACACUUGAGCUUCCUAUUAGAUAAUGGUAAACUCCUCAUGAUUUUUUACAGUCAGCUGAAGCUAAGGUUUCCGCCUCCAGACAGCAUGUGUGGACAUACAGUGCAUGGAGGAGAGGAGAGACUGCAUGGGCAGGGCAGUCUGGGAAGGUGGAGGUGUAAUUUCAGAUGUGUGCUAACCGGCCAGAGCAGCAGUUAUCUGAGCUCAGCCUUCAAAGUAAGAGCGCUGGAGUCAUCAAGACCAGCUGUGCUGCUCGCUCACUCCCCACGCUGUCUGAGUGUGGGAGCACUUUGAGGACAGGAGAAACACAUGGACGUCUAUGCUUCUUAUAACCAUCUCCACUAGAUUGUAAAUUUCCUACGAGGAGUUGUUUAAGGCUCUCAUGUCCGUGUGUUGACGUAUACUUCUUAUGUUGAGUCGUCUUAAAAGAGACAUGGGAUGUUUGAGCAGCUUACUUUGGCGUAGCUUUCAUAGUUGUGCUAUAAAUCUCUCAUAGGCCGCUAAUCUGAAGCUGUGUUUAGAAGUAAGUGCCCGGAGUUCAGACAGAUUAUAGAGAGGUUAAGCUGUCUGAAAAUGGCUGUAGUGCUGUAGAUUAGAGGACUUGUACUUUCACGAGCCAAAACAUAUUUUUUUUUUACAAAUACAACAGCCAGUAUGUGAAACUCUGAUAUAGUCAAGUCCUAUCGGCAUCUUUUCCUGCAGCACUGGCAUUAGCAUUUGUCAGAAAAUCAGCUCUUCUUUUGCAGAGAAAUGUAAUCUUUACUGCCUUAACUUCAUCCCCGUCCUUGUGUCCUAAACACGGGUGAGUAAGUCCUUUUACUGAUGAAUUCCUUCUUCGGAAACAAGCUGGGCUGAGGUCACUGUAGGUGUCAGAGGCCAACGAGUUUUACACCCGAAGUUACAAGCACAUUUAUGUCCAUUCAGCUUCUUCGAGAAGGCCAACUGAGAGUGAAAUGAGCUUCAAGAAGACUUUCUCCACUUCCUCACAUCAAACGCCUGCCCGCUGUGGGCACUGCGGCGCUCCCAGCUGUAUUUAUGGGCCAUAAUGUGAGGUGUACAGCUGCAUUUCCUUCACAGGACCUUGCUGCUGGCAGGCUGUAUUCUUGCUAGGCUCUGUGCACCGUGAAAGCCUGUCAUCAAGAACCGCUGCCCUGUGUGAUUUAUCAGAAUAGGAUGUGCUCGGAGGGUCAGGAUGAUUCAACUCUCCCCGGCCACAGAGUUUCCAUCAGACGUCCUUUUCUAGUUUAAGUGGAGGUUACUUUUAGAGCCAAACAUAAACGUCAUUCCUGUCUUUGCAACUGUGACUUCUGAGGUGUGUUAAGUGCAGUGUUGGUAGAUUGAAACUCUCCUGUUCAGACUGUCUGGAACUGAUGACUUUCUCUCGUCCGUUACUCACUCUGAAUGAGUCACAGGCUUGUUUCCCUCUCAAGGGCUAUGUCAGUGGUGCUGCUUUUGAAAUUAAACAUGUCCUUUGCUCUGGUAAUUACAAGGUGCAUGAGCACUUCACAUGAUGCUCUGACUGAAGAGGGGGGUAAUUGGCAAUGCAGUGUCCUUGUCCAGGUGUCAGCCCCAUGUUACGGUAUGGAUGUCUGCAUUUCUCUCAGCAGAUUGGAGCCUCAACUUUGCAGCAUGUAGACCCCGUUGUUUCCUCCCUGCACCGUGGAUCAGGUGUGAAUUUCUUGCAGCAGAUGGACUGUGACAGGUGUGUGCCAGACACUUCCGCCUCCCUGCACCUCUCAGAGAUUAUUGGGUGUAGUUGCCUCUCUGGAGCAAGAUUAAUGAGUGUCUAAGCACACUUUUUGCAAAAAUAGACAUUUUUGUGGUGGAGAUAUAAUCAGUGCAGUGGCUGAGAGAGGAUAGCAGGGGACAGGACAGACUUAAUCUGCCUCAGCGGGAUCAGUCUUUAAUGGAGUUAGUUCUUUCUGCUUUGACCUUGCUGGACCCGGCAUCACAGCAGCGUGAAUCCAUCCCUCAUGAGUCCAACUCUGCUGCCACCAAGAGAGCCGGGAUGAAAGAUGUCGAGCUUGUUUUUCUUCUUUGAUCAUUUCUCAAAAAGAAGACAGAGUUGUGAGCUUUUCCUGCUUUUGUGUUUGUGACACAUAGACGGCAGCAGACAAACCUUUUCUUGUGUGAAAACAUGAAAAAUGUGUUUUCUCUUCUUCAGCCACUGAGGCUGUAAAACUGAGUGAAAAAGUGACACAAAUUGCAGGAGACUUAUUUUUUCAUAGUUUAACAUGCACAUUUCUUACUUUACUUUGUCUUCAAGAAUUUAAAACAAACUUAAGGCUGAAGUCGUGAUUUCUCAGUCUGGACCAACCCCAUCAAAAUAAAUGUGUUUGGUGUUCUGACCCCCAAUUUAAACCGCACCCAGAACAGCUGCACUACAGAACGGCGGCGUUUCUAAGGCGAAUUUCAUGGCGGAUUUCGAACAACGGGUUUCGCGAGAAGUCACAAGAACCUGCGGAUUCACGUGCAAUCGCGCGAUAACAAGUUGUCUCUAUUAAGACAGCCACGUAACCAUAUAAGCAGUGUGUACUCCAAGAGGAGGAAAUCCUCUUCUAGACUUCUAAAACCAGCAUCUCCUCAUCCAUGGUGUCAACAGGGUGAAAAAUGCUGAAAUGAAAACCUUUCAAUUGUUCAUCCCUGUCCGUUUGCAUGGUGUGAACUACAAUCCGCCUGAAACAUGUAGUGUUUCAUUAUGAGAAGAAGCCAGAUGUUUUAUUUUGUGUCUGUGCCGGACUUCCUUUCCAGCACUGGCUGAUCUGUGCUGAAUUAUUGCAGCAUGCUGUGGCAUCCGGAAAAAAUAGAACUCUGGUGAUUGGCUGCAGAGUCCGCCGAACUGCAGCGGAACAGAAAGAAGCUGGUGGAAAUUGACACAUUGAACGAUCAGCUGCGAUUGGCGCAUACUGCCUUGUCGCAGCUGUUCUAGAUGUGGUGGAAACUGGGGUUAGACCCUUACUUUUUAUGUUCACACGUGGAAGACCACUUCCCCUCUGUUUCUGAGCUAGCAUGAGCGAAUUAGUGACAAUCAGACAUGAUGUCAAAGAAGGAUCUGGUGUGGGGGCAGAUUGCAGAGGUGUUUGUGUAGAAAUCAGUAAGAUAUGACAGACUGAAGCAGUUUAAUAGAGCGUCUAUUUUGAGAUUUCGUACCUGGACAUGUUGAAGGUGAUUGACUGAGCUGUCAGCUGAUAUGGGCUUCUAUCAGUAAAUGCACUGAUGGCCUGGCUUGACUUUGUGAACUGCCUAAACCAAGGAUAUUUGCAGGUUGAUGGGCAAAAUUCCUGGAUGUAAUGUUUGUUUUGGUUGUUCUGCCUGUGACUUCAUUCAUUAAUUAAUUGUAAGUGCUUUGUUCAGCCUGCCACACACUACAUCAUAGUGGCUGAAUAACUGAGCGACAGAAUAAACCUGUUUCCCUGAAGGCAUUCAGGGGAGCAUGAAUAUUGGAUUUUCACUCACCAGGUGGACACAGAAUGGUCAUUAGGAAUUAAUAAAGUACAAAUACAAGAGUGCUGCUCUUGAAUGAAUAACAAAUAUUUUCAGGUGCUCUUUGCGUUGAGGUGCACGCAGUCAUAAAACACUUGAUAAUUGCCUGGCAUUGCCCUGGAGUCUGAUUUUAUGGCGUUGCUUCAUGUCCGCUGGCUGUGUAAUUAGACAGCUGUUUGCUAAUAGCUUUAAUUUAUCAUCUCGACUAAAAAGUUUCAAUGUCACUCUGUGAAAGUGUGGUCCAAAGUUAUAUCCACCAGUUUACUUAGCUAAGACAUGACCUCUCAUUCCAGUAUUGAGACCAGUGUCAUCACCCUGUUAGAGUAACACUCAUCUUGUCCUGCAUCACAUUCAAGUUCCUGCAAGUUGUCAGACAGAACCAGACAUGUCUGGUUUCCGUUUUUGAACAUAAGUGGUCCACACUUUCUACAUUUAGCCCCUGAGCUUCUGAAACUGAAAUUAAACUCAGUGUUUGAUUCUGUUUGUGGUUGUAGUUUGUGCUUCAUAUCGGGUUUCAUAGUGCUUCCCUGCAUAGCUGUACUUAGCUAUAUGCGUGCGUGCAGUCAUGCAUCGACAUGCUCCUGUGAGUGUGUGUGUGUGAGUGUGUGAAUGUGUGUGUGAUUGGCAGGCAGUGGGAUGGCUGGAAUGAGCUGUAUCGCCUGCAGUGUGUGCUCAGCUCCGCAUGCUAGGUGCCAGUGGUGAGAAGCCGGCUGAUCUGCUGCUGCUGGUACUUUGUCACAUUUCCACACACUGAUAGAACCACACUAAACACGGCAACUACACGCAUCCACAUUUUGCUCUCACGGGCAGGGAUAUAGUAGUGGAUGCAAUAUUUAUUCUCUUCUUUGCGUGGGUAAAGGUAGGACGCUGGGAUGAAUGACUUGAGAACAAACGCAUAUAGACACAGACAGUCAGUGGAGCAGUGUCUGCACUUACAUCUGCAUGCACAGCAGCGCACGUGAAUGUAGGUCACAGAAUGAGGCAGAUGUGGGGGAAGGAGGGAAGGUGAGCGCUGGAAAUGGAAGUGAAGGGAGGAGGAAACCUUUCAUUAUGUCAUCAUGUCGGGGCAGCUCAGGAUUAAGGUUUUUAGAGACAUACAGAAAGGCUUUAACCCUUAGAUUUCAGCUUUAGAAAUUAAGUCAUAAUUCUUCUAUCAGUUUGAGAAUAAAUGAACAUAAAAAUGUCUUCUUCUUCUUUUAGUGUCAGAGGCUGGGCAGCAGAAUUAAGUGCAAUCCCAUAUGUGAAACAGAGUGGAAGUCGUAUAAAACAGCUGGCUAAUUGUCUGUUACUCUCGACAUCUCCCUGUCCUGCUCAUUCGCAUGGACCCAGGUAGCGAGCCGUUCAGUCUACAAUCUAUUCUUAACAGCUGCACUUUGGGCCUUCAAGAUGUGAUGAAGUGCACCGGACCCGUCGGAGAGCUCGGACGCUGGCAGUAUAAUUACGCAGGGCGAAGUCUGAUGUCCUACACGCUAAUAACCUCAUUGCCUCCUGAGGCUAAAGCAGGAAAGCAGGAUAGCGGGGGGUUCAUUAAGUGAGAGGAAAAGAGACAUGGUUCAUUUAGUCUGUGCAUCUGCUUCUGCUUUGAGCUCCAUAUUAUCACGUCUGAUGUUCCUGUUUCAAUAAGCCUUUGCUCCGCUUUCAUUUUUCUUGUCUGAUCUGCAAUCACACACAUUUUAGACCCGACAUAUUUUAAGAAAGUGCAACCACGUUUAGUACAAUGAAAUGUUAUGGUUUGUAUCAAAGCUGUUCCUAAAAAUGGCACAGGAUCAAUACCUGAAUAAUUGUCUUUGCAUUGAUGAGAGUUUCGUAAAUAGCUGUUUGCCAUCAUGAAUCUGAAAUGUGCUUCUUAGAUGCAGCUAAAAGUGUGUUUGCAAGAUGGUUGAUUUCAAUCUGUAUGAGCUCUGUCUGGUGUGUCGCAGUUCAGAUGGUGAGAAUAAAGUCUUCUUGGCUGCUUAACAAGUUUACACCCCAACUCGUCUCAGGAUUCAUGUAUGAUUUCUCCACCACGCUCAGCAGCCUUUCAGCCCCCCUUUUUGAAUGAUAACUCACGGAAACUCAAUCCAGCAAGUUAAAGAUUGAACUUUCUCACUGAAAAUGGACUUUGUUGAAUUUCUGGUAUGGAGAUUAUAAGAAAAAGAAGAAGGAGAAGAUUAUUGAUACAUGAAGGAUAUACAUGUACUCUUAAUUUUUACUGAAUAAGGCAGAUAAUACAGUUCUCCAUUUUAAGCAUAGCAUCUUCUGUGCAGGAUGUCUUGACAGUAUGUUGCAAAAACUCAAAAUUAAUCACUGUUUUUGUAUAUUUCUAAGUUUAGAGUGAGCUAUAAUCACCCAACAAGUCCAGAAAUGCUCUAUUUGAAGAUAUUACAAACCAAUGAUAAGAGUUGAAAUGCUUGUAAUGGGUAGAAACAUUUUGGUGCCCCCAGUUGAUGAAGCAGUCGUUGCUUAUCUUGUCCUGUACAUGCUUGCACAGUCUCAAGACAAAAAAAAUCGUAUCCUGCUGAUUUUUAAAAUGGCAAAUGUGUUAUUUAUCGUGAAUGCUGCUUUGCUGACGCCUUCCCCCGCACGCCAGUUCACAGGCAUUAAAAACAGCAUCAUGCAAAUUGACAAUACUAUCCCUGAUGGUCUUUGUUGUGCUUUUUGGGAUCAUAAAAGGUAUAAAUUCAAUUUCAUACAAGUUACAGGAAGUUAAAGCCUAAUAAGACAUUUUAAACUCAAAAUAAGACAAAAAAAGUUGCCUAGUUUUGAGUUGAUGCAACAUCAAACUUGAUUUUAGGCAAACUCCUGCUAGUUUAGACUAGUAGAGUUAAAGUUAGGUGUGCAAAACCUUCAUAUAAAGUGUUUCUACCUGUUUAGAGGGGCCACUGCUGAAGGCAAGCUGAAGAGCUUUCUGUCAAAUUCUCUCCUGACUGUAUCAGCCUUCCUCUUUGAUCAUCCUCUAACAGGGGAAUUCACCUGCACUGACUUAAACUCUUGAGGCACUUCUUACUGACCUUUUUUAAUGUGAAUGAACGUCCCGGCAGCCUCUAUUUCAGGCUUAAAAGUCUCCCUCUGGCACAACUUGGAGGAGCUGGGAGGUUUGGGCUUUAUGAAAAUUUCAUCUGACGUGUGGGAUCAACAACCCAGAGACAACUGCUUGUGCUCAAUUCGAUUCCCCUUGAGAGGAACAGUGGCACACGGAGCUGCAGAAAAGUAAAGGUUUUAACUGAACUACAGUAUGUAACAGCACUUCAAGCAGACGUUGGAGAAUGUGAUCGUUGUCAAUAUUUUUUUUCCUAUUGAAAAAGCUAGGUCGUGAUGAGCCACAACAGAUGAGAACAAGUCAAAAUUACAGUAAUCAAAAAGCAAGCAGCAUUUGCAGAGCAUGUGCAUACAGCCUGAAAUGCUGAACUCUGUAACAAGCACAUGCUUUAAUAGUUUAGUUAACUGAGCCACAAGCCCUGGCAUUUUUAAGCCCUUUUUUUUUAAUCGAAGGUCUGCAACAGCGCCAUAGUUAUAUCCCCUUCUGAUGUUUUACUGAACCAAAGAUCACUGUCAUAUCAGUGUCUCAGCUGGUGAUUUUACACAGCUACAGGAGCCAAAGGGACACAACAUGUAACAAAACAUAGUGAGCUUUACCAACACACACUGCGCUGUAGUACCAUCCAAGCAGCCUGUCAUUUUCACAGCUGCUGUCUCACCUCUGUAACUCUCUGGUGCAGCAGAAUCCCUUUCCCCCCACCAUUUUUUAAAAUAUACUAGUCCUACUCUGAAAAAACUGGAGCUGCCCUAAAUCUGCUGACCACACCUUGUGUAAGUUAACGACAUGCUUAUCUUUUUACGCAGGACAGUGUUCGGUUUCUGCAGACCCUUGUGUUGGGUUAUAAUGAAAGACAACAUUGGGUCUUUUUAAGCAGAGCUACUGUUUUUUUUGUUGCCCAUUUUGGCUGUGGUAACCCAAAAACACUUCACUGUGGCUCCAGUUCAUAAAUAACUCUGGGCCCCAGCAGUGAAGGUGCAUACACCCACCCCUGCACCUACGUCUCUUUGAAACUACAGCUUUUUUCUGUCUCGCUCAAUUUUCAUGCAAGCAGUGCAUCGUGUAUUUGGAUUGAUUCACUGUUCAGUUUACAGAAUCCUGGGACACCUGGCUUGAAAUUUGACAAAUGAAUCCAGGGAUCUGAAAUGUCUCCUCAUCAUGCAUUUUAUGCUCCUAUCGCUGCUUCUGAAAGUGUUAAACAGACAUGGUCGAUGUCUCUUUUAUAACCACACUGUGAUGUAUCAGUUUGUUGCUGCUUGGACAACUGCAAGGUGAAUAUUAAAGGAAAACAGCUUUAUAUUUUUAGAUAGAGAACAACUCCACUCUUGUUGACUCAAUAUUUUAUGAGGAACAAGCCCUUUGGUCAGUGUUUUAUUUGAGAGAGUGUGCACACUAUCGCCCUGCAGUGUGGCGACUGGAGAAGGACAGUGUGUUCUCCUGCAGAAGCAGCUCAGGUUCUGGGACUUCAAUACUGAUGACACCCAAUUUCAUCUUUUUAUGAAUCUCUCAUUUUUUACCAUCUGUCUUUUGGUAUCAGUCAUUUAAUUAAUUCAUCCUUGUCAGACUUUUCCCUCCUCAUUGUGAAUUAAGAUUGUGCUUAUCUACUAGAAUACUGGCUCUAGUAAAAAGAUCCAUUUAACAUUGCCCGUCUAAUCCUGGUCUCUCAGCGGGAUGAAUUGAAGUUGACUGAACAAGUUUCAGUUUGAUGCUGUGUGGCUGUAUCCCCAAGGGGUUUGCUCAAGUCUCUUACCUGGCAGUCAAGCAGUGGCUGGAGUUCAGCACAGUCACCUCUGGCGAUGCCGGCUCUGUCGUCACGUUAAGAAUAUCACAGUAGGCAGCAGCGGGGCAUGCUGGGACUAAAGGCAAGUGGGUACAUGAAAAAGCCCUAUUAAUAUAGUCCCCUUAGUUCACCCUUUUCAGGUUUGUCUUAAAAAUGUGCAGCGCUCUUUUAUAGUGUGUUCAGUGAGUAUUUUUAUUUGAGCAGUUAUUGCAAGUGAAGAUAAAUGAACAUAAAGUGUAAUUUCAUCCUAAAGAAGCUGAAGGUGGUUUACAGUCAAACUCAUCUUUAAGUUCAUGUAUUUUUCCAGUGGGAGGUCAAGAAGAUGACUGCUGAUGUUGCAGCAUCUGUUUAUCUGUUUUAUUCUGUCGUCUUUCAGCUGUUUUGUCACUACUUAAUGUAUUUGUAGGUGUUUUUAAGGCAGUUGUGUAAUUGACUUAAGUAUUGAGGACUAAGUAGUCUACCUGAACAGUCUGAACUAACUGGUGAAAAAUGUUGGCUCUGUGAUUGAAUUCAAGUUGGACUGACUUAAGGAAAGUGGAGGCUAUUCUCAAGAAAAUGGAUCAUCUACUUCAUAACACCUUGAUGGACCAAAGGUGUCGCUUUUAUAAAUAGUACAUGACAUUUUAGACAUGACAAAUGAGACAACAGACAAAUUGAAUUUCCCUUUUUGGGGAUCAAUAAAGUUAUUAUUCUUUUUCUUACUCUGUGAGCUGAAACUCUGACCUCCUGCUUGUUUGGCUUCAUCACUGCUAGCUUAAGUCAAGGUAAUGCUAGCUUAAAAUGACAGCUAGCAUUACCUUGACUUGUCUUCAGAUGCUCAGCUUGUUUUUGAGGUUUGGAUUUUCAGAAUUUCUAGCCUUUUGUCCUGCUCUGGACAAAAUAUCCUGUCUAAUUUUGCCUUUUGUUUCAUGACACUCAUUUACACAAAAAAUUUACAAGUGUUUUAGAGGCAUGUUGAUUUAGUAUAAUCGCCACAUUGUGGGCAGCAGUGUUGUGUUUGUGGUGUUGAAUUGUUUCAGACUAGACUGAGAGGUGUUUCUUCUGUUUAAGCCAUGUAAUAUAUUGUAAUGGGAGUGGAAUGAUAAAGUGGGGGAGACAGAAACAACUAAACUUCAGCAGGACCCCUGAAUCAGCAGCAGUUUAACUCUCCCCCGGUACUGGACCAUAAACCUACAGCAGCUGUUCACUGUAAUAUAUUGAAAGAAAUUGGAGUUUGUUUUAAUACAAGCUGCAAGAAACAAAGUAGAAAAAAUCCACAAGGUGUUUUUUUAAAGCUUAUACUAUCCCUUACGUAAAAUAAAAUAAUAAUAAAAAAAUUCCAUAAUAUUGUCAUUUACCCUUAUUUCUAUCCCCAGAUAAUGAGUAAGGCUGAUUAUUCAAACUUGUACCACCAUGCUGUAACAUGCUGUACCAGUUUAGAGACAGAAAACUAUCAUGCUUGCUGAAAGGCUGUAAUAGUGUUGUAAAAUAGCCAGUGUGGGCUGGUAAACACAGAGAAAACAACCAGGUGUGAAAAGCCAAUCCAGGACAAUUAGCUUCUGAAAUGCUGCUUAUGCCAAAUUAUAGGCACCAGCGAACACCGCACCUGGUAGAGCUAAAGAAACAUUACAAAGCCUGGCAUGCCUUAAUAACCAUACACUGAGUCCAACACCAAACCUAGUUGGCAGGGGUGACGGCAGCAUACAGAGAAAUGCACAAACCCCAAGAGACGAUCGGAGGAAGAAUAAAGAUGUGCAGUGAAUCGUCAUAAGAAACAGCCCUGCAUAGUGAGCAGAUUAUAAGAUUGAAGCCUGGCAGGGCAGAAAAAUCCACCCUGAGUUUGAACUCUGAUACCCUUCAAGCUAAAAAACCUACAUCAGUCCAGUCAUACUUAUGAAGCCACAACACUUGAAUGAAUGAUUUAACUUGGUUUUGAUAAUAGAAAUAUGUGUUUGAAGCAGGUUAUGGAUGUAAUACUGCAAAACCAUUUUUUUAAAGACUAGUUUGAAUAUAGUUGAGAUCAAAACAUCACCUGACACAUUCAUUUUUUACUUAUUUGAUCAAUUUUAUGAACUUACGGUAAAAAAAAAUACAUUCAUGAAGGACUGGACAUUUUGAUUCGACCUGUGUCUCCUCUCGAUUCCCUGUUUUCCCUAAGUGCCUGCAGGGCAAGAGAUUUCCCCAGUACUGUGACAGAUUUCAUCACUUUAUGAACUGUCUUGACUCAUGGUUCACUUUUGGUUGUUCCUAAGACAAUAAGAAACCUCUAAAUAUUAUCCGACCUUUGAUGAAGAUUGGUCUUUAUUCUUUGGGUGAUCUUAUUCAUUUUUCACUAAUUUUGACCUAAAAUGAUUUAAAAAGUGACAUGCUACUUCAGCUCUGAGGUGUCAGGAUGUAAAGCCUCAUAGUUGGUGUUCACUCAGAGGUCACCUGUGACUCUCCAGAACACAUUUCCCUUCUUUUCACCUCUCAUUAUUUCCCUCUUCCUAUUUUUUCCUCUUAUACAGACCACACAUCCCAUAAUUACUCCCAGGGGGAAAAUAGCAUGCAAACACUCAACCUAUAUUUCCUCUUCUUUGUUUCAUAGGAUCCCACUCGCUCUUCGUCACACAUGAGCGUUGGAUGCUGGCUGUGCUCUGUACAGUAAAUGCUUUUAUUUUGUUUUACUCCUUUUUUCUCAUCUUCUUAAACUCCCACCAAGUCAUUUAGUCGUCCUUUGCUUCCUGGCAGCGUCUCGUUUCCAUGUUUUCCAUUUUGUACCACGUCUUUGUGUAGCCCUCACAAGACUGGCUCUGUCCUCCACCCCCGCCUCUCCAUCUGUGCCACACAUUUAUGUUGUUUCACCGCAGUUACUGAAGCACUCAUCCUGAUUGCUGCCAGGUGAGGCAAACUAGCUGCGCACACUAAUAAAUGCGUGCCGGGCCUCGGGCCACACGUGCACAUAAACACACACAUGCGCAUACCCAAAGUGAGCGUCUGCAGUGCAGUGAUGCAUGCAGAUGGCAUUAGCUUGUUGACAACAUUGUCAUUGUGCUUUUCCAGCUUGUUUUUUUGUUGUUUUGUGCCAAGCAUGUUGUUGUUGUGUCCAGGUGUUAAAAAGCAAUUUUCUACCAGGAUACAUUUGACGUCAGUAUGGCAGACAUGUCAAAAAUGCUUCACAGCUGACUUCUGCCAGCCAAACAAUCCAUCGCCAGAGGGCAUCACACAGAAAUAUCCGCAAGUUUGCACAGACGGUAAUCAGGUUGUCCUGUGUGUUUUUGCAGAUGUGUGUUUGUCUGAGAGUCUUUAUUUUCUUUCUCCCCUAUGGCCUCUACUCCCUCUGGCCUAUUUGCUCCCUGCUGCUUUCCUCCUGCCUAACCAGGGUCAGUGAAUGAGCUUUGCCCUCCUGCGUGGCCCCGGGGCAGGAGGCCUGCAUGUCUGAGUUUAUAGGAAGAGGGAUCGCCUGAGAUGCUGCUCUCUGCAGGGCCCUGCAGCCACAGAGACAGGAAGCUGUAAUUAGGACUAGAGGAGGCUUAACACUCUGGAGCAUUUUUUUCCUCUCCUUCUCCUGCCUCACCCUGCCACCCUCUCAAGAGAAAUGCUCCCACAUUAAGAGACCAAAGCUCAUAAUUACGUGUGGUUGAGAGGAUUGUAGUCCUCUGAUGUGAGGCAAUUUAAUGCUUCAUUUAUUUACCUUCAUUGCUGUGUAUUUCACUUGGCAGCCAUCAGUGAACCUGAGGUGUUGUACUCCAGAGCAUUAGAGGAAGCCAGGCUGAUAAUGAGAGUGUUAUUUUUAAUGAUAGUGUUUUUUUUUUGGUAUAGCAAUUAAAUGAGCAAGAAAAUCUUGUUGAUGCAUGUGUGAAAUGUUGAUGUGUACAGUUUUUUUUUUAUUUUUGUUGCACAUUUUAUGACCAACAGUUGUUCAGUGGAUGAUGGGAAAUUAAAAGGUUCAUAGAUUGAGCAUAUGCACAUCAUCCUAUUUAACCAUGAGAUAUCUUAUGAAGAUUGUGGACUAUGGAUGAAAAGCUUUCGUUAACUGUGGUCAUUUUCACACCUGGAUUGUUGGGAGAUGUUUCAAGUCUUUGGCUCGAGUUGUUUGGACACAAACUGUAUGUGGACACAUUUAUACUUUGAUGUGGAACAAAACAAACAAGCCGAGAUUGCCUUGAAAUUUGACAUUUGGCGCGAGGAAGCCAUUAACCCAGCAAACCGAACAAACAGCUGGUUGAGUCAUUGCACAAGUAGUGGUAGGCUAGUAGUAACAGAUGCUGGAGUACAGCUGCCAGGCAAUUUUAUAUACAUCUGAUCAUUAGUGCUCGCACAGAGAUGGUUGAACAGUGCUGAUUGUCUCUGUCCACUGAACAUCAUCAGGAUUCAACAACAUCUACCGGUUCAACAACGAGUAAAGUCGAGAGAAUUUAUUCCAGCACAGUACUCUUUUCAUUUCCCUCUGCAUAUCUGGGAUUGAGUCGUGGGGCAGCAGUAUGAGCAAGUCGACCCAUACCUCUCUUUCUGACUUUCACCUCCAGGUGAUCCCAAGUCAGGUUGGAUAUUGGCUUUAUUUCCCUCCAGCUCUGCCCUGGUGUUUCCACCCAAUUGGAAAUGCCCAGAAAACCCUCUAAUGGUUUCAAAUCAAAUCCCCAAACCUCAUCUACUGACUCCUUUUGAAUAUGACGAAGCAAGAGUUCUACAUCAAGCUCCCUCUGCAUGUGCAAGCGUCUAACCCUGUCUCUAAGACUGAGCCCAGAAACCCUUUGGAGGAAACCCUUCUCAGCUGCUUGUAUUCACAAUCUGAUUCUUCUGGUCCUAACCUAGAGCUCAUGACCGUAAGUGAGGGUCCCAUAGUAAUUAGUGUGACCAAAUAACUGGUGUGUGCUUUGACAAUUGGCUGCUAGUGAUAGGCCUUUUGCAUCCCUGCAGAUAGCUACAGUGUGCCCGCCAGUCAAGUCAGUCAUGCCAUAACAUAGACUCAGAGGCCCAAAGAUGGCUGCCACUAUAUUGAAAACAUCGAAACAAACCUUCAGUUAUUUCAAAUAAAGGCAAAGACAUGGAUUUGAGAUCCUGACAUUCCUUGUUGUUGGGCAAACCGCGACACCGAGUCCACCUGUCAGACAGCCCUACCUUUCACCAACUGGAGUUUUGAAACGUGAUACUACUGGGUUUUCUUUGCCCCUCAUCCGAAUGUUUUUGCUUUUCCUAUUGACUUCAUUUUACAGUAUCAAGUGUUAACGCUUGAUUCUAUAACAUUUUGAACCAGGUGACAAAAGGAGUCUACUUCCCUAAUCAUUCAGAAAAUAGAUAAAGAUUUCUCUUUUGAGGUUUUUGUACCCUAUCAAAAAGUCUUCCUUGAUACAUAAUGUUGAUUUUGUAAAUUAUGGUCCCUUUUAGUGUCAAAUAGACCAGGAGACUGUUUAAUGUCAAAGGGAAUAAUCACUUUCAGCAAAUUAACUUCCAUCAAGUGUUAAUAAACCCUGCUGUCCAAAAAUUUUCACUACUGAAUCUAAAAUAUAAUGGCCAUAGCAAAUUUUCUAAACCAUUACAGCUUUGUUAACUGGAAUUCCAACAAUGGUCUAUUUUUGAAACCAAAAUGGGCACAUCUUGUAGCCUCCGUUAAAGUUCCCAUAAAAAAGCAGAAGUACAAGAGUUGUAAGGGUUUUUAUGUUUGGAGAAGUAGCACUGCAUCCAAGUACAGUGCAAAGUGUGAUGAAUAAUUACCAACUUUCUACACACUUAGAAUAACAAAAGCACACUGACAGAAAGCACACAGGUAGUGUAAUAAUCACACCUGAGCCCACACAUUUUUGCUGAAAGAGUCUGAAUUGAAUAACAUCAAGGCUCGAAGAGGUGAUGAACUCUCACUUACUAACAGUUGAAAUCUUGUAAAUUUCAUGUUGUAUUUCUGAGAUCCUUUUCACAGGAUGUAGUUCUUAUUGUAACCCAAGUGCCGUAGAUUUCUAAAGGGAAGCUGUAAAUGUGAUUUUUCUUAUUAGACACUUCAAGUCUUAAAAAAUUCCCCUUCUGUUGUGAGUGGAGAUCAGCCAAAUUCUGCCCUGCAGGAGGUGUAAUCCUGCAGCGAGUCUGUGUGAGCAGCAGUGUGUUUUCGUGCACGCAAACUCAUAUAUGCACGUGCACUCUUGAUUUGAGCUCAUUUGUACCUCUCCUCUUUUCAGGGUCCUGUUGUAUCCCCGAGGACACGUGGAGAUGAAGAAAUAGAAGCAGCAGUUGAGGUAAGUGUUUCUGAAUAGUGUCUUUUUCUAGGCCGUCUUAUCUCAUAUUUUCUCUCCUCAUACUGAGGUCUUUUUUUCCUUCACAGGCCCUCCAGCUGACCUCGGGGCUGCGUCCUGUGGGGCUUUGUUGUUGGUGGGCCAGCUGAACAGGCGUGCAUGUGAGAGAGGUGAUGAAGUCCAGCAUGAGGCAGUGGCGGAGGCUGGUGCUGGCAGGAAUGCUGGCCUGGGGUCUCCUCUUCCUCGCCCUCCUCUCUUACUUUCUGGACGCUCGUGUGAAUGAGCCCCUGACCUCCUCUGGCUCUCUGCUCUCCCAGCACCCUGACACCCGCCGCUUGACCUCCAUACAGGCCUCCAAUCAACAGCUCGCCAACCUGGGCUCCCGACCUGAACUAGCCGCCGCCAUGUCCACGUCCUACCCUAGAGAGGAGCCGGAGGCGCAGCCUUCUGCCAGCUCCACAACCCCUGAUAUCAGCCUGGAGGUGAGCCGCAGCCCUAACAGCGCACCAUACGCCAUUUAUACCAGUCAGGAAGCAAGCCAACAGGACUACCUGGACCAGCAGAGCCUGGCUGCCUGGUCCUCCUUUGGCACAGAAAAUGUAGGCUCUCACUCAAACCCUGUAGUCCGGAGUCGAGAGAAAACCUCUCACACCACAGAUUACCAGAACCGUGCCAGCACCCACGAUGGAGGAGAAGAAGAGGAUGAGAAGGACAAUGAAGAGGAAGAACUGGGGAACAGAGUAAGGACUGAAGGAGGAAGAGGGGCUGGUGGGGACUCCUCUGAUCUGGAGGAGUAUUACUUCUCAAAGUCUGCCUCUGUGGUGCAGCGGCUGUGGAGGGGCAGUGUGUCUGCCCACAUGCUGAGUCCACGUCUUCAACGUGCCAUGAAAGACUAUUUAAGCGCCAACAAACACCGCGUUGCAUUCACAGGGCAUCGCAAGACCGCCCAGAGUGCCAAGGAGCUGCUGUGUCAAGUGAAAGCUCAGGCCCGACUGAGGGCGAUAGACGGGUCCGAGCCGCCCUUCUCCUCACUGGGCUGGGCUGACCUGGUUCCGCCUCUUCCCCUGGAGCAGCUUUACAAACAGCAAGGCAAGAGCAGCUACAAGACCUGCGCCGUGGUCACCUCGGCUGGGGCCAUCCUGCGCUCUGGACUGGGCGAAGAGAUCGGUGAGUACAGUGAGCAGGCAAGCAGAUAGGGGACGUAAGAGAGCUUUAGCAUUUGCUCUUCUGCUCCUGACAGCCAAAGUUCCCUUAUUAUGGUCUUUUUUUUCAACUCAGUUUGAUUUGGUUUCAAGGGGCAGGUAUGAAGACCUGCCUCUGCUGCCCCCUUUUAAGAAAACUAAAUAAUAAAAGUACAAAACUAGCUGGCAGCUGUUAGUUGGCCUCACAUGUUAACAUCUUACCUGUGGCCAUCUGUGGUGUAUUCGAUGCAGCUGCGGCACAUAGAAGGAUGAGAGGGAAUUUCUGCUGCGGCCAGUUCAGAGAGGGGAUAGAUGAAGAAGCGGAGAGAUGGUGAGAGAAAAACAACAACAAUAGUAGACAAAGAUCUGUGGUAACAUUGCAAAAGAUAAUGAAACAAGGUACAAGAACAGCAUGGUAGUGAUAAUAGCCUGAGCUUAGUCAACAGGUACAUAGUAAUAUCAUCACAGUGGUAGCAUUCCUAUUAAUGAAGCUCAUGAAGCAGAAUGACCGAGAAAGAAGACUGAUGCUUAUAAAUUAACAUCAUCUUUAUAAAAGAGAUAAACCUGGUGAGACUGAUGCUAAUGCUCAAAGCAGCUGAGAGGGGGGCAGCAAAAUGUCUGCAGCUGCGAUCGAGACAAACCUGCAGCAUGAUGGAGCACAGGGUCUCCCAGAAAAGACUGUGUAUUAGAGACUGUUGUGGAAGAUGAUGAUCCAAAGAUAGUGACACAGACAGAAGAAGGAUGGAGAAGGAGAGAAAGGUGUUUAAUGUGCCAGUACCAACCCUAUAUUAAUAUGAGCAAAGAAAAGAUGAAAUCUAAAUCCCCCAAACUCUUCAUAUACCAUUAUAAAUGAAUAGAAAAACAGAACAUCUUUGCAGUUCAGAUGCUAAAACUGGUAAAUCUCUGAAGUGUUUGUUUUAAAAAUGACUAUAUAGUCCUUAAAUUAAUAAUACUUUAAAUAGUUUGAAUUGUAUUGUUUCAUUACAACUUGUUUAUUGAGUUUUGAAGAUGGUUUCAUGGACCCUUUUUCAUCUUAACAGGCCUGCAGAGAGGGUUUAGUUCAAAACUCUAAUUCUAAAAGAAUCUGGCAUUCAGAGCUUGCUCAUAUUAAUCACUUUGUUUGUACUUUGAUCAAACCAUAACUUAUUUAAAACACCAUUAGCCAAUAUUAAUAUCUCCUCCUCUUCUCACAUAUGUAAAAUUCGUGGCUAUUUUUUUUUUUUAUAAACAGCGUUCAGUAAAAGAAAACACGUUAUUAUUCCCCAGGGAGCACAUUUUUAGUUGGUAUCAUGAUUUGACCUCAGGCAUUUUGUUUGGAUAAACUUAAAAUAAUACCCGGCCCUACAGAUGACAGAAGAAAAGAUAAGAGCUGACGCACUGUAGCUGAACAUGUGCGCUGAAAGACCAGGAUUUUUUAAUAUGCUGUUUGUUUCAUAAAGGCUUAACAUCAUAAAAGCGCUACAAAGAAAAGCUACAGCAUCAAAAAGCUGCACUCGAAAAGCAGAGAUCUAACAAGAUUACAAAGACUGGUGAUGGGAUAUUUUUAUGUAUUGUAUAUAAAACAAAGAUCAGCCUCCCCAUGGCUGCACGCUUAAUUGCGUUGGGUCAGUAUCUUUUGAUUGGCUGGUCAUUUGCUUUAUGGAGUUCAGUAGCUGUUCCUAAUACAGACGCCUAUGAGUAAGUGUAUAAAAAAUCAAUGACAUGGAUUCUAACUCCAAGCUGAGCUUCAUCUCUUGUUCUUUGAACAUAGUCACUUACUAAGAUCUUGAAUUUUAAAGGUCAACAAAAACCAAUUUGCAACUCAAAUGAUUUGCAUUUACUCUCAUUUCUGCUCGGCAUUUACUGAUUAACUCGUCAAGCUGACUGUGAGCAGGUUUGAAUGUGUGCCUACUAGGCUAUAUUCCCUGUGCUUGUGUAUCAGAGUGUGUGUGUGUGUGUGUGUGUGCUCCCGGUUUGAAGGCGUUGGCAGCUUUUGGGUAAGUGGGGAGAGUGUGAAUUCAGUGACAGAUGGCUCACUAGAAAAAGGCAGAACCCCCCUCUGCUAACCAAUCAGGCGUCUUCAUAUCAUGUAUGGUUUUCACUUGCAAUUUCUUGUGAAUUCAGCUUCUUAAAGCUGUGAUGUGACAAGCUUUGUAUUCAUGUAUUUUAUUCCUGUAAUCUGUCUACACACCCACAGCGUCCUGCAGAAUGGCCCAGAUAACACUGUCCUGGAAAAUAAAGCAGAGCAAUAACAUUUCCAAGAAAAUUAGAUGAUGCACACCUACAUCUGCAUUUGACCUUUUAGCCACAGUGAGUCUAAAUUUAAGUGACUGUAGAAACAUCAACCCUUCAUACUUUGAACACUGAGGCCUCCACCUGCUGCUCUGUACAAAAGCAAGGUGCACAAUCAGGUAUCAGGAUGAGAGAAAUAAAGAAAUAAAGUUACAUCUGAGUAUAUCUCUGAGCAAGUAUGGGUUUUUUUUGGCUUAUAAAAUAAGUUUUAGUUAUAACCUAAACCAAAAUCAGAAAUACCUACAAUCCAGCCUAAAGAUAGCUGAGAUCCAGCCUGAGAUAACAAGCAACAGUAGUUGCUUAACAAGUUAAUAAUAAUAAUAAUAAUAAUAAUAAUAAUAAUAAUAAUAAUAAUAAUAAUAAUAAUAAUAAUAAUAAUAAUAAUAAUAAUACAUUGCUGUCAAAAAUAUGUAUAAUGUUUGUCACUGAUAAUGACUGUGACAUAGGAGUGAAAAAAGGUUUUAAGACAAAAUGAUCUCCAGGUUUCUCUUGUGAGAGGAAAAACAUUUUAAUAGAUGACAGGGAAAAUAACUUACUGAGUGUUUAGGUUAAUUUUCCAGAGGGUUUAACUAAAAUUUAUGAUUAUUACACUUGCUAGAUCAUCAUUUAAACUUAACGUUACAAACAUGACUGUAAUUUAGGUUAAAAAGCUGUCUAAUGUUGUUAUACCUGAGUAGAACUGAAACUUAAUCUAGCUAGCUAAUCUUCCUUAAUUUAUAAACUGAUGUAUGUGAUGUUAAUAUGGCCACACUAUAAGUGUAUCAGAUUUUCAGAAUUAAGGCACAAAUUCAUUCAAAGCAAACACUUAAUGUAAGGAGUUCUAAGCCAUGAAUUAGCCGUGAAAAUUAGUAAUGUUGUAAAAUCACUAUAUGGAAGUCGUUAUUUCAUGAGGAUUUGAUAAGCUAUGGUUAAUCUAUGUAAGAUAAGUACGACCUUGUGAAGUUACACUUAGCAGCUAAAGAAAAUCAGCAGUCUCAGAGGCGUUCAAAGGCUGUCUUUUAGCCUGUUCAUCUUCAUAACAGACUCAGUUUCUUACACAAUUGACUUCCUGAUUCUUUUGACAACAGAGGGGUUGGCGUAGUGACAGAUUUGGGUUUCAUGUUUUUUAAUAAACCCCCACUUAAAUUUAGCUUUCAAAGAUGCCCCACGUUCAUCAUAUUAGUUCAGUUCCUUCAUUCAAAGCAAAGCAGAUACCACUUGUUGGUGUCUGGUCCCAGGCUGGUCCUAAAGAUGGCGCCAUGAAUGCAGUCUGAUGUAACAUGAAACAUUAAUACAACACAGGUUAUGACAAAUAUACCAUUACAAGGCUGGUAAAUAAAGUUAAUUCAAGUUUACUUAUUAAAAAAAAAAGAUAUCAGGGAAGGAAAACUGGGCUAGUCUCUUAAGAAAUGUAAAGAUUUAAGUAUGGCUGCUGCUUUGGGACUGGGUUUGAGGAACAACCAUGUGGAAACUUAUUUUUGGAUGCAGACGAAGAAGGCAGUCUUUAGCUUUGGGCUCCAGGCCUUAGACUUAAACCGCGCAGGUGCUUCCAAAUCUCUCUCGAUGUAUCAUCAUCCUGCUAUGUUUGGUUUUGGUUUCUGUCCAGCUAUGGGAUCCAUAUGCACAUGCUCAGAAGCAAAGCAAAAGAUCUGCCAUCAUUGUUUUCUCCCUGUCUUCAACACACAUACCUCACAACCAGCUUUUCUACGCCUUGUGUUUGCAAUCAGAGACUCGUUAUGAAAUAUAGAGAUGCUGUCUUAUAAAAUCAAAACUGAUGAGUUCUCUGAAGAGGGCUCACGCAGAUGUUACGUCAAAAAGCGGCAUCAGGGUGUUGGAUCAGAGUGUCAUCAUCAUGGUGUUCAGUUCUUAAAAAAGAGACUUCACUCUAGUGGGGUCUCAGUGACUUGGCUAAGAUAGAUGUAACAGCAGAUUAAUUAUUGAACAGCUUCACAGUGUUGGAGGAGCUCGACUUUCUUACAUAAAUACUCAGUCUCAGCUUCAGCAGGAAAUCAAACCACAUUGAUCUCGCUCUGUCUUCUUCGCACCCUGCCGUGCUCCCUGAAAGGCUGCGCUCCAUCAGAAAUCAUCACAUUAUGCAGCUCUGAAUGAAAAAAAAACCUAAAAUGUAAAAUUUUAAAUCACUUUAUUUUCUGCGCAGUGUGCAGGUCGGCUGAUGUUUAUAUUUGUGAGUGACUGAGUACAUCCUGUGAGCGAGCCUGUAAUUGGAGUUUUGGUCCAGUUUAGUUUGUGUGUGUGAUGUGUGGCUGCCAUCAUGUGGUCAGUUAUAUACACUGCAACCUUGGUAUAGCAGAGGAUGAGAAGAAUCAGUUUUAACUAGAUUGUAUUGCUUUUGAUAUGCACAGUUUUUUCCCCCUAAACUUUCAACUGUUGUCACCUUUGAGAUCAUGGUUUGUUAAAUCAUUUUUUAAAUGUCCUGUUGAGUCUGUCUUUGCUAGUAAAAUCCCUUUCUCUUGUUCCUCCCGUGAGUGACCAAUAAUAAUAUUUUAAUGACUGUAAUUGUGAUUUCAAGCCAGCAGAAUUUCAGAAUAUCUGCUCUUAUGCCCCCUAGUGGUAGUACAUAGGGCAGCAACAAUGUAAAAGGGUUAAAACUGACAGUCAUUACAGAGUAUUGAGACUAUAGAUGAAGUUACAAACACACAUGCAUUGGUAUUCAGUCUACAUCAGUCAUUUCAUUUUGGGUUUAGUUUCUGUUUCCUCUCCACACAAAGAGAGACAAGUUUUGGGAUCUAGCGGUGUCAUCCUGCUGUGACUUCAGUCUAAAUGUAAAUGAGACAUGAAAUAUCAAACAGAAUCACAGUAAAAGCACUAAAUUUAAUAACUUGUUUGGGCUCAUCUGUCGGAAACUAUCAGCUUUAACCUUGACUAGAAACCUGAAUAACUUCAGUUCAAAGGAGUGUUUUUAAAAUGACAUCUUCCUGACAUUUGCUAAAUCAGUUUGACACUGGGCAAAUUCUUCACAACAAGCGGAAGAAUAGUAAUCAAAAACUUGUUUAUUUUUUACAGAGCCUGAUGUAACACCUUGAUGUUUUUAUUAUGUGUAAUAGAUGAUUUAAGACCAGGACUUAGUGACAUGGUUGGGCCCCUCUAAGAGAAAUCAACAUGACUAUUACCAUUGUUGUACAUUUUUUCAUCUGGUUGGAAUUUAACACAGAAAUUAUUUUGUUCUGGGUUCAUUUAUGCUUCUCUAGAACGGUCUUUUAUUUUUACCUGUCUCGUGAGCCUUCUGGACUGUCACUGUCGUCAUAGUCGGUAUGUGGUGCUGUCCAUGGUGAGAAUUCACCUGUCAUGUCGUCACAGUGAAACUGACUUUGGAGUUUGUCAGUAACACCAUCUCCAAUGGAUAGUCUAAAGCCCAUGGUGCAGAGUGAAUUAGAGGGCUUUGACAGCAUGUUGCUUCUGAAGUGUGCACAAUGUGGAUGAUAAGUGAAGCACAGGACACCAAGAAGUUGCGUUAGGUCCCUUGAUUAUUUUAAGUUUGUUUGUGAAUCAAACCAAGCAGUGUGUCAGCUAAUGUUUGGGUGAAGGGACUCUCAAAGCAUCAGGACAGUCACAUAUAAACCCAGCAGGCCUCUCUGCUGUUGUUAGAUAACUCCUAAUAGGUUUAUAGACUGAUAACGUUGAUGGGAAAGGCAGUCUAAUUCAUGAUCUAAAGUGAUCAGUCAGCUAGCAACUUGAAAUGAGGCCAAUGUAAGACAGGCCAAACACAUUUAAUAUGUUACGCUUGUUUUUAGAGGAUGGGCUGACACUACAGCAGUGCUUUGUAACAAACUACUAAGGUAGAAAAGUCAAUCAACAUUUUAAAAAGUGAUGUUUGAUUUCUUAAAGUUGGGAAAAUAAGACAGAUUUAUGCUAAAUUUACAGCUGGACAUCCAGCAUCUUGGUUUUCAUUUUUCCUUCUUCUCUUUUGAUUUAUUCGUCUAGCAUGAAGGUGAACAUCAAUACUCUCCAAAAUAAAAGCUGCCGAACUUCUAAGCUACAAAAUCAUCACACAUGCGGGGCCAGUUAUUUAAAGUUCAAAAUAAACUGUGGUAGCUGAAUGUCAGCUGUUCAGGAGGUCUAAUGAUUAUCAUAUUUAUAUUUUACUGUACAAAACAACAUCUAAUAAAGCCCAAAGGACCAGAAUAGACUGAAGACCCGAGGUCCCAGUCUCAAACAUAAAACUUGAUUUAUUACAAAAUGUUUAAAAACAUGUCAAACAUGAACAAGCUGUAUGAACAGAGGGGCAGUGGGCUCAACUUUGAGCUCAUAGACGCUGAUGGAUGUACCCUUAAAUGGUGCAUUAAUCAAAUCCUCUAUGACAGAGUGUGAAAAAUGAUGUUGUAACACUGCUGUGUAAUCACUGAACAUGUUACACACUUCAUGUGCUUUGUGGCAGCUCAGAAAAAAAGAGACUGUAGUAUGAAAAGCACAGAAACAGUGAAGUGUUUCCUUUUCAGUGCUUUCACACCGAGUGUCAAAUAGACCUGACGUUUCGUUUACACACCCAGACCUCUUUGUACUGGAUUUCACACACACCAGCAGUUAAACAGUAAAUAUUUAGACACAUUAAGUCCACUUUUGACUUGAAUUCAGUGUAAUGUUUGAUUCAACAAUCUGUGUGAGCUUUCUUUGGGCUAAAACAAAGCAAAAAACAGUUUAAUGGGCGUCAGAAAGAUUCUCAUGCUGUGGUUAAAACGGACAAUCUUAUGGAAAUGUUGAAUACAGAGAGUUCACAGCUUGCACAUGCACAAAAAAUCUGCUCUUUCAUUAUCGGUAUUGUCAAUGCAGUCUAGUUCACCUGAGACAAUACAACCACAUGCUGAGAAAGGAUAAUGUUUCCUACAGGUAAUGUGUUGUGCUAAGUGGGAGAUGAAGACAAGUUUUCUUCUUUACAUUUUGAGGUCCUGGUUUCCACACUGAAAAAAUACUGACAUACUGAAUGGAAAAUAUUGGACGCAUUAAGAAAUGAACGCCUUAUAUUGCAAAAUUUCCAAAAGUUAUUGUUCGCAUCACUGAAACAAUUACUUUAAAUUUCUUAAAGCUCCUGUGAAGAUUUUUUUAAAACAUUCUUUGAAUAGACUCAAAUACAAAAAUUAACAAGACCAAAGGAGUCAAACAGGACUGGUGUUUUUUAAAGACUGAAAUCGGUGCAAGGAGGAAGGUGUCAGCUGAGUAUUUCCACAUUUUCCACACAAAGUAUUUACGCUAAUUAAUACAAGAUUACAGAUACUUGAAGACAACUUAAGCAAAGACUGCUUUGUCCAAAAUUGACAUGACUAAUAGUUCCUCAGAGGAGCUUUAAAAUGAGCUCACGUUGCUGUUACUAUUAAGAUUAAACUAAACAUUUUAUCUGACAGUGAAGCCAAACUCAGUCAACAGGACUGUAUGGAUCCAUCUGCUCUGAAUGAGUGAGUGUGUAUAUAUAUAUAUAUAUAUAUAUAUGUGUGUGUAUAUACCCUCGUGCUUAAUGUAUUUAUGUGUCUAUAUAUACACUCACAUACACAUGCAUACCAAGUAACUGGAAAAAUUGUGAUGCUGUGAUUUACAUAUGACCUAAAGUGCAGGUGGUGGGUGCCAUGUGUUGCAGUGUUUCAUUGAUGUAAACAGUAAGCUGUUAUGUAAACAGUGGAGUUGUAGUACAAAGUGAAUUCAUACCAUGCAAAGUACACCACCAGGUAAUUCCUCCUACCUCCUCCUACGAGCUGCUCUUAUUACAGUCAGUCUUAAAGAGUGUCACUAGAGCCGCAUCCAUAGCAACGGUCGGUCUGUCCCUGAUUAUGACAGUCAAACUGUUGUUCUGAAAUGUUAGUUUUUAUGACCAGUCAGAAGUGAGUAGGUCAUACAGCUGCAUAUUGUUAGAUUAAGAUGAAUCAGCUUUGUUAUAAGGAUCAGGGUGCGUGCCAGUCUUCACCUCAUCAAAUACAAUUGUGGGUAUGUUUGACUCCUGAAACGUUGGACACACAAAAAGCGAGGAGACAGUUUGUAAAACAAUCUGAGGGCGGCUUAUUGAUCCUAGUCAGGUUGAGGUUAAACCGCUAAACAAGUGUCAUGGGAAAUGAUGGGAAAACAAGGAACUACCUGCUGCAGGCUCAAAUCUGUUUGUCUGAGGGAUUCAGAGAAAAGCACAGCCCCUCUUAGAGGGAAGGUUUUGAGAAACAAGGAUGUGCAACAUCAGGGUCAAAGGUCAGCUGUUUGAAGGAAAAUAUGUUUUCUUCCUUGAGAGUGGAAAUCUUGAAUAUUUGUUUAAAAGGAGGAAUUGGCAAGAUAAAGAAAACAAGUGAAAACAACGAGAAAUAAAAAAGCAUUGUUUUCGUUUGUAUUAAUAAGCUUCAAGUAAUGUCAAAGUUUAGUCCUUGUUUAAGCCAUCUGUAUUUCUACUUUCUCCUUUUGCUGUACUUUCACAAUUUCCUUUACUGUUUACUCCACAGUUUGCUACCUUAAGGGCUCCUCACAGAAGGAAUCAGAGAAAAACAUGUUUUAGGAUUAUCCGCUCACCCUGCAGCCCGUGAAGGGGUCAUGAGGAGGGUGCCGAUUCACUUUAAGCGGUCACAGUCAGACAGAAUUGAACACCAGUGACUUCAAAAGAAAAAGAAAACUCUCAAAGUUUGUUGUGAACACUUCUUGAUCGGUUUGCACCGUGACAUGUUAUAUAAUUGAUGUCACUGAGGCAGAGUCUGUGUGGGCUUUUGUAUUAGCAUUACUGAGUGGACCUAAUUGUGCUCUGUUAUCUGUUUAAUUAUAUUCUGUAAGUAAAAUUAGAUGUAUGAUAGCAUAGGAUAUUUUUUAAAGAAAACAAUCACUAUAGAGAUCCUCAUAUUCAGCUGAUGAAAUCCUACAAUAAUAGACAUUUAUGUAACGCAUUAAUAACACUUAUGUGGCUGGAGUGCUUCAUGUGUAUUUGAAACAGAGGAACAUCGCUCACAUGAACAGGACUUUGUUAUCUCAGCUCCUCGUGACAUACUUAAAGCUGAAAGAAGGAGCUAUAGGUUUAAAUACAGAUUCAGGCUUUGUUGUCCCUGAGGGAAAUUUGGUUUCUACCGCCAGAUAGAAACACAAGAGCUCCCACAGAAAGACUGAGCCUAAAGUCACCGUGAUUCAAACCUCCCAGCAGACUGCAUUGUUAGAGAGUCAGGCUCCUCAAUAAAGCAAAGACAGGAAGGACAAACAGAGCCAAGGUUGUCUCACUUUUAAAGGUCCUGUUAUUUUAGUGGAUAUGACCACAAUUAAAGGUUACUCAGUGGUGAUGGUGGCAAUAGGCUUUUCUUUACUACCAGGGCUAUUCAGUGUAGUGGCAUCUGGCAGCCAAAGAGCCACUGGAGGGAGCUUGGAGUCACUCUUGAGAUGCAAUCUUUAUGUGACUUGUCAUCCACAUGUAGCACAAGUCAAAUUGGUUACAACAGUCAGUGCUUUCUGGAUAGCUCUUGAGCUCUGUUUUGUAAGAUCAUUGUAUAAUAUUGGUUUUGACCAAUCAGAAACAAGAAUUAAACACAGCCAGGUAAUCACAGAUCUAGUCAUUGUACGUGCUGUUGGUCUUUUUUGCUUUUUCGAGUCUUAAAGAGGCAGAGGUAUUAACACAACCUGCUAAAUACUUCCCACAGGAGCAUUGAAGUCAAAAUAGUAAUAGUAAUAAUAACGACGACAAUAACUACGACAACAAUGACAACGACGACAACAACAAUUGUGAAAUAAUAAUAAUAUCAAUUAUAAUAAUAAUAACAACAACAACAAUAACAAUAAUUGUGAAAUAAUAAUAAUAAUAAUAAUAAUAAUAAUAAUAAUGAUAAUAACAAUGAUGAUGAUCUAAAAGGGAGAAGUAGAACUGGAUGAUAAAACAGAUAAAUAAAAAAUGAAAAUAAAAAAGAAUAAAACACACAAAAUGCCAAUAAAAUAAUGCAUAAUUAAUAUAGAAUCUAGCCGUAUAAACAAAGAUAUUUGUAUACUCCCUUAUUUUAGGUUUAAGCAUGUAAACACAAGGCAGAAAUAAAAAAGAAAUUAUUUUCUUCGAUCUAACUGACAAUUUUGCUAAAUACUGUCUAUUUUUGAUAUUCUCUCAGCCUGAAAAAAAAACGCAAUAGAAUGCAGCUACAAUAUUCUCUCACAAGGUUAAGGAAAACCAGGAGUGAGAGAAUAAAGUGAGACUAAAAUGAAACCGAAACGGUAAAAGAGAAAAACAGCUUGACAUUUAUCUUUUGUUAAGCAUUUUAUAAGCAUCCAGUCUUAAGGUCUUUUGUGCUUUUAUGUGUUUAUUGAGCGAGUGAGGACAAUAGAUGGAGAAGGAGAGUGGGUAGAGAUAGUAUAAGAAGACAUGUGGUAAAGGGCUACAGGGCAGAAUCGAACCCAGGCUGCCCGCUUUGAGCACAAUGGCUGAUAGUCGUAUUUAUCUUAUUUAACUCAGACCUUGUUUUUUCAAAUGUUGUCACAAUGUAUGUCUUCUCCCUCAUAAAUUUGACUCCCUCGGCACACCUCGGUGUACUUCAGGCUGAGCACACAGAGCCAUCCCUGCGUCAAAAACACCUCAUUGAAAAGCCAUCAGUCUGCUGUGGCCCCACUGUGGCCCCACAGGGAGCUGACAUGUUUACAGUCUUAUAUUGGAGCAGGAGGGCAAACUCAAUGUCAAGUCACUGAGCAUGUGCUGCCUGACUGUUCCCUGUCUGUGGAGUAGAUGUGAAUGCCAAUCAGCUGAGCGCUGGCAGUGAUGGAGCAACAUCAGAUCAAAAGCUGCAGCUUCUUUUCUUGUGUCCUGGUGUCAGAUUGAUUGCAGGAGGGGGAGGAUCAGCAGUGGAUCGAUCAGCUCACAGACAGACAUUGCAAGUUUCUAAUAUUAUCCAAGAGCAUCCAUCAACUUGAGGCUUUCUUGUUGGUUUGAGGAGCGAAGGAUGGCAGAGGGGAGAAGUGGAACAAUUGUGCUUUUCCAGGAACCCUCUCUGUUAGCCAUCAGUUACAGAGAAAAUCCACUAGAGAGCACUUUGGUUAUGUGAUCACAUUAUACCUCACUGUUGUCACGUGUUGUCACAGUGAUUCUGCCACGCGCACUUUGAUGCUGCUGGGCCAUUGAUCGGACUAUCUACAAAAAGAUACUGUAUGUGUAUGCGUGUGAGAGAGAGUAAGAGGUGGGAGUCAUUCAUAUGCAAAUGACCCUGUGCAUGUUUCAGCAAGCCGCAGUGUGAUUUUAUGUGUUUAAUGUUUCCUUUUGAUGUUGUCCGCAAAAAAAAAAAAAAAAAAAGAAAAUAAGACUUUGCUUUUAAUCUUAUUCAGUCUUGACUCUAUGGAGACCUUGAGAUGCUCCAGCUCAUGUGAAAUAUUUAAUGUGCAAAGAUUUGAAGUUGUUGCUGAGGCUUUUUUUUUUACAUUUAUCAAAACAACUUUACCGUCAGUCAAACCCCUCCAGUUUCAAAUGCCAAAUCAAAUGACAUCCACGGGAAGGUCAGUUAAUUGAUAAAAAGGGGGGAAAGUAAUGAAUGCUUUGAGAACAUCUAUCAGCAGUGACUGCAGAGGAUUAGCUGGACUGAAACCUUUCAAAUAGGUCAGAUAAACUCAAGAAAACAAGGUCACAAAGCGAGGCAUGAACUGCUAUUUUUAGCAGCAGAAUCUCUCCCCAGCAAAUCUGAAGAAAUGGAGCCUUCUUAAAGUCUUCUCAUCUGUAUAAUGAACCUGAUCACACUUCAGUGAAGGUACAGAGGCUGCAGUGACCGCUAUGGACAGUCCAAGAAACCCUACCUUAAAAAUGCAUGUGAAUGCAUUUGCUGAGUCCUUUGAGUCAAACAAAUAUAUCAGGCAAGGCAAAUUAACAUAUGGAGCACGUUUCAGCAUCAAAGUCAUGAGACAUUAAACGAAUCUCAACAUAGAUCAGAAAAAAACACUUUAUAUAGUACCAGUAUGGCUGUGUGGCUGUGUAAAUGGAUGGAUGAUUCUGAGGUUGUAUUAAAGGGAUAUUCUGGUGUAAAAAUAAGUUAGGUUCAAACACACUGUAACACAGAGUUAGACCCCCUGUCGAGAGAUGAAUGUUGCCGACCGCUUGCUUCUCUAGUUUUACCAACUUUAGUAAUGACCGAAUGAUAGCAAUACAGAGAUAGCAAUACAGAAAUAAUGCUCAGAGCAGCACCUAACUGCAUUAACAGUACAUAUAGGGUCCAAGCCAUAGUACUAGCCACCAAACAUCUUUUUAGCUUUGCCUAAUUUCUUUAGCAAAGAGACUGAACACAACUCACCUGCUCUCUUCCAGCAGCCGCUUGUUUGCAGCGGGGUGACGCAGCUCAAGAAGGACCAUUUGUGAUCAUUUCUUUAUCAUUUCCUAGAAACAAUAGUCACCAUAUUUAUCAUCUUGGACUGCAGACGCUGUAGUUCUUCUGCCUUAGCGUAAUAAUCUUAAAUGUUCUUCCUUGAGCUGCAUCACCCCGCUGUAGUCUGUAAUGGACUGGCCUGAGGUCUCGCUACAAACAAGCAGCUGCUGGAAGAGAGUGGGUGAAUUGCUGAACUGUAUCUGUUUAUGGAUGAAGCCAUCUUUGUUGUGUAAAUCGUCCACUGUUGCCUCUGUGACAGUUAAGGUUAGUGAGGAAGCAUUCCAGUCUAUAUGUCACUAAAUAUCCUCAUUCUGCAGACUGAAAUGGUGUUACACAUAUAUGAUGCUCUUUUUUUUCUCCUUAAAGUGGUUAAAAUUCAUGUAUUUUGUGGGUUGUACAGUGCUGCCUCACUGUUAGAAGGUUCCUGAUUCCCUGGUGUGACAGGAGAGCAUCUCUCUUUAGAGUUUGUUGGCUCUCUUCAUGCAUGUGUGGUCUCUCUACGCCUUCCUACUCCAGAUCAAAGAUAUGCUGGUGUCUGUAAAUUGCUUGUAGGUGUGAGAGUGCACCAGUGGUCCCUAUAUGUCAGCUAUGUGAUUGACUGGUUAUCUGUUAAGGUUGUACCCCGUCUCUCGCACAAUAACACCCUUAAGCAGUAUAGAUCAGUGGUGCAACAGAUCGUUUGGACCACUCGUCACAGUUCAGACGCUGUGUGAUCUAUAAAUUGAUGGAAAACUUAGCAUCAACAUGUGCAAUAUCAAGUGAGGACUCGUUCUCACUGUUUUUUAAAGCACCAGGUGCAGAGUUCAGUGUUCGAUUAACCAAACGGUGUGUAACAAGAUGGAUAAUAGCAGUUUGCGAUUGUCAGUACUGGCUCCAGAAAAACACCAGUGGCAGCAAUGUAACACCCACACAGUAGGCUUUCUUAAGUUUUCAGCAUCCGCCACCACACAUGCUGUGAGGGCUGCAGAGUGAGACUAUAAUUUACACUCUGUACAAGUUAGAAAAGCCAAGGAGAGCAGGUCAGCAGGGCCAUUUAAUUGACUGAAAUACCGCAAUGUGAAUACAGGAAAAUUACAUGACUGUGCACAGCUGGAGCACUGAUGCACAGAAAGUGAUUAAAAGCUAAGUUGAUUACUUAGUGAAGCCAAGUGACUCACCUGUUUCAAAUGAAAUUUUUUUUCCCUGUAAUUUUAUAGCAGCAUCGAAAUACGUUAGUCUUUGUUUCAUCGUGUGUUAAAAUACAUGGUUAGAUUCUGCCUGAGCAUUGGAGAAUGUAGAUGUCACUUUUCUUACUGCUGCUAAGCAAAAAACACAGUCUCCUCUUAGAGAUAAUCAAGUUUAUCUUGGAUUUUGGAAUUAAUAGAACCGUUUCAGAGAACAGAGACUUGCUGUAAAACUGAAUAUGUUCCAGACAGUACUUAAAGUUGAGUCCUUUUCACAUCUUCAUCUGAGCUUUAACUCACAGACUUGGGCUGUCUGUCUCUUAGAAGUUCCGACAGUGAUGCAGAAGAAUUAGUUAAGAGGGAGAAAGCUUUGAGUUUUCAUGGAGCAGCCUUCCUCUGGGUCUUAAAACAGCGGACUCACUAAGAAUAUUAACCGAGGAAGUGAAAGAGACAACUUUUUAACUUUGAGCGGGGUGAACUUUGCCCAGUCAGUACUUUGAUCUUUGGUUGUUUGGUUUGUUUUAUCUACCUCUAUGGUGAUUUUUAUUUUUCACACAUCACCAUUUUUAUCAUGCUUACGUUCUUGAUCUUUUUGUUAAGCACAUUGGGUCGCAUUUUGCAUAAAAGAUGCCUUAUAAUUACAUUUAUUAUGAUUAUCAUUUUUUUCCACUCAAAUUGGCUUCUCUAAACAGGGCCUGUGCUGAGUGUCAUCUAUUGCAAAAAACACGCUCAUCAUUUAUUAUUCCCUCAUGCAACCCCUCCUAAAAACCCCUGACCAUUAAAUUCAAACUCAGUCCCAUUCAGCAUAACAAUGGCUUUGUUUAGAGGAACAGUAGUUAGAGGUUGAGGUCCAGAACAGGGGUUCGGAGAACCCCAACAUCCAACUCUGACAAGUCUAGUAGGGGGUAAACUGCAGUAACUAUAGAACAAAACAAAAAUAUACGAAAGGCUGCUGAAGUCACAAGAGCUUUGAACAGUAAUAGCCUCCUGCACUGACAGAUGUUGAAUCAUCCCGAAGCACCUCCAAAGGGUGAAAUCUGCCCUGUUGCCACAUGCAUAUAUUUAAGGUGUGGUUGUAUCCUCUCUAAUGCUAUUCAAUCUUAUUGAAAAUACAAAAACAUCAUAUUCACAAACAGCCGCACAAACAGUAGUUUAGGCUGAAAUCGAAUUGAACAAUGUCUCCAGAGAAAACACACUAACUCAAGAUUAUAAAUGGGGUUUUUAAGUAACAGUAAGUUAGAGUUUAGCUUUUUACAACACUUUUUAGCAAAAAGUGUUGAAUUGUGUGAGGGAACACUUUUCCCAGAUGUGUGGAUUCGACUCCAGAGUCACCAUGCAGGAUGCCGCUGAGGCAUUUAGUUCCCCUGGAGCUCCUGCUCCCGCUGGCUCACUCACAAAGAAAUCCUUUUCCCAGAUGGUGAGUCUGGUAUCACAUCUGUCCGCUCUGGCAUCUGUAAUAAAACUGGGGGGAAAAAAACACCAAAUCCCUCUCAACUCGUUAUUAUACAUGCAGUGGAUUUAUCUUUGUUAGCAGCAGAAUGAAGCUCCAACAGCUGACAGCUCUUCUUUUAAAUGUAGGCUGAAAGUUAUCCUAACUGCACUGAGAUGGACACUCUGAGUACGUUUGAGUUUGAAUAUCAUUUGCAAAGCACGGUUUGUGGAUGAUUGCAAAAUGACCCUCUUCUCUCUGUGAAAAUAAGUACCUUAUGGGCUUUGAUGUGUUGAAAUACAACAGUUAUCCUUCUUCGCCUCCUUGAUAUCUUCUUUAGUCUUAAUGCUGGAACAAAACAUCAACACAGCCAUUUCUUGAGUCUUUGUCACAAGAUAGAAGAGACACUUUAACUUCAUUACCAGGAGAUCAGAUCAAUUAAAGACAAGGUUUGGGAGAACCAGGAAGUUGCUGCUCCUGCUAAGAUUAAUGAUUUACUGUUGUAUCUUUAACAUGUUUAGCAACAGUGGUACAAACUGUCAGGCUGCCACAGGUAGAAAGAGGAGAGCAGGGAGAGGAGCAGGAGGAGGCAGGUGUUUGUAUCCAUGACAGAAUGAGCAUGCUGAGGGAGAGGCUGUAGCGACCACAAAGGUCCACAAGCGCUACCUGAAAAGAGAGACGUUGCUCUUAAUCCUCGUAAAAAUGAGCCCAAGUCUGUUUACGUAAAAGCUUGAAAAGACUGAAUGAUUUGUUCUAUCUGCGGCCUGAUGAAAUACAAGCAGUAAAAGAGCUCAGGUCUUAAUGUAAAAAUACUAAAUUGGAAUUAAAACCUAGCAUUUCAUUUAUUUUAUUUUUAUUUUUAUUGAGUACCAUGAUUAAGCCAAAGCUCUUGAAGUGUGGUGAAAAAUUGAUGUAUGGUCUCUGCACAUAUGACCUCAAAAAAUAUAUUUCAUCCAGUUUGACACAAAGACAUGCUUUAAUAAAAAAAAAAAAACGAUGGACUUAACUUUAUUUUUAUGAUUUUAUUUAUUUAUUUUUUUUUUUACCAUUAAAUCUGUUUUUCAAAGAAUAAGAGGAAGUUUGAAGUUGAGUAUUUGUGUGUGAUGCAGAUGUAUAAUGGUUUGUUAUAAUUGUAAUUAUUCAAUUAUAUUAAAAUAAUAGAGAUUUUAAGUUUUCUGUAGCAGCCGCUGCCACUUCCUUGUCUGUUUUAAGACGUUAGGUGGUGACCAGAUCGCUACCAUGAACUUAAGGUUUUACUGUACGCUUGUUUUUAGCAAUAUAUUAAUCUUGUUUUUGUUCUAUAGAUUGUCAAUAACCUUGUAAAUGACAGCUUUAAUACCUUUUAGAUUGUGUUGUAUUGCAAGGGACCCUGAAAUUCCCACCACUAUCUAUCUAUCUAUCUGUCUGUCUGUCUGUCUGUCUGUCUGUCUGUCUGUCUGUCUGUCUGUCUGUAAAUUGUUGCUUCUAGUCCUGAUUUUAAGCACGUGAUGUACGCUGGGUCUGAAAGACGCUCAGAACACAUAAUUAGAGCACAUUUUUCUCUAUCAGAGCAGCUUUGGCAACAGGAGCUCACAAAGAGGCUGGCACCUUGCUUCCCGUGCUCGAAGGAGAAGAAUGCCACGGGAAAAGGACGGCAGAUUUGUUUAACCAAUUUUCCUGAGGUGAAGCCUGCAUGUUGUAAUAACAUGUAUGAGUCUUUCAAGAUACAGGUUUGCAGCAAAAAAGCCUUUUGCGGUACAGAACAACAGCUGAUGUCUUAAUUAGUCUUGCUUAAGAAAGAACUUGUCCUCUCCUCCUCAUGUGGAGAAAGGCUACAAUUUUACUCCAUUUGCUGAGAGGAGAGGGUGACAAUCCUCCAUAGGGUAACUCUGGUAUGAUAGACUUUCAUUAUGUGAUGCAAAGCUGUAGACUUAUUUUACAGUCUGUGAGUUGAGCCUAUUUAUCCACUUAGUCAGAAAAUGAAGCUAUUUGGCACAACAAAAAGUGUCAUAGUAAAGCCGCUGAGGACAAAAGGAUCAAAGUCUCUCUUCUCUGCUCUGGCAUAUAUUGUAGAUAAUUGAUGAGUCCUCUCCUCUGUGCUGGUGCUCAGAAGUAAAAACAAAGUUUAUUCAAAAUAAACAAGAAUGGGAAAGAAAGCUUAAAUGGUGAACUACAGGCCAACACUUUGUCUAGUACAGUUUGUAUUGAGGGAAUACAAAAAUAUCACUUAGUAAUACUCAAUCAUUUGAUAUUUACCCUUUUGCUUAAAGGUCCCCUAUUAUGGCAUUUUUCAUCAAGUUUAAAUCAGUCCCAGAGGUCCCACAUUGGUAAAUUUGAAGUUCGUUGUCUAAAACACCAGUUUAUUUGUAGAUAUCAGCCAGCCUGUACCCCCCUCUUUUUGAGCUCCACUGAGAACGGGCUGAUUCUGUGCCUGUACCUUUUAAAUGAUAAUGAGCUGUGUGUAACCACGCUCUUCCUCCCCAAGGCCACUCUGAGCUGCUGGCACCACCACCGUGGUCCAGGAGUGGUGGUCUGGAGAUCUUCUGAGGACCUUCAGAGGAUCUCCAGACCACCGCGGCUAUAUUCACAAGAAUAUAAGUAAAUAGAAGCGAGUCCGAAAACGAAUACCAACGAUGGUAAAUACGCGCAAUUGCAGCCAAAGCACUAGUCAUACGGCAGCGGUAAAGCAACAUAAAAUAAUAAAACUUACAGCGUCCACGUUUGAAGUUGGGUCGGAUCCAGGUUUUAUCUUCAACUUCUUGGCGAAUCCUGUUUUAAACUGCCCCUCGUUGGUAAAACAGUCCGUGGUGAAAUGGUUAGCACACACAAACAACAUUUUCGGAGUUGUUGUGGGUACAUUUUCAUCAAAAAAAAAUUAAUCCACUGGGUUCUCAUGCUGCUUAUACGGUCAUGUCGUCAUAACUGCACAGCUUUUCCAUUCGCCCGUUUGCACUCAUGUUUUCAGGAAGGAGGGGAAAGCAAGAGAGGGAGAGAAUGAAAUUCUUUAUGUGGGGGGUUUGUUGGCUUCAUAUGGAUGCAUAUUAUUGGUAGAAAACCACCCAAAAGUGGAUUUUUCAUAAUAUUGGACCUUUAAUUGUAGACUGUUUCUAAGCACACAGCUUGCUUAGAUGAUUAAAGCCUUUGUUUAGGCUCACAUGGUGAAUAUAAACCUUUUUAAAAUGUACCCCUGGUGUUACUUCGGUCCCCGUUUAAUACUGAGUUUAUUUUCUGUAGUUUCCAGAGCUUGAACUGCAUAAGGGCUUCUGAUUUAUGUUUAAUACCCAAAUAACGUCAGAAUCUCCUGAACCGUGAAAGAGGUAAAGCUCGAUUCGGAGCAGAUAAUGGCUGAGAAGACGUAGACUGUGUCGUGGCUUUUGCAUUGAAAAAUGAAAGGGUAAGAAAAGAAACACAAACAUUCAAAAAAGAAUAUUGAAAGAUUUAUAAAGGAGAGAAAUUCAAGAAAUGAGAAAUAUUCAAGAGAGAAAAUAGAUAUUCAAAAGAGAGAGAAACUCAUAAGGAAGAAGCAGAAGUAAGAGAAGGAAGGAGGAAAUAAAAGGAUGCAGAUCAACAUUUGAAAAAUGGGAGCAUCAGCAGCAGACACCCUCGUAGCUAUAUUCAGCAUCUCUGUUUAAAACAAUGUGUGAUCAGGGAGCUGUAAUGAGAACCCAUCAGGUAGAGAGUAAAUUACUGCAUUUACUGAGCAUAAAAGGCUGCUCUGUGGAUGAUCCUUCAUCUGCACAAGGCAGCUUUGAAAACAUCCCUGAAAAAGUCACCCAGCUCCUGAUGUUUCAACAUGUGCCUACCUCUAUUUUUCACAUUCCACUUUGAUUCCACUUAGAUUUGCGUUGCUGCGGUUCUGAGUUGUUAUGAUUGUAAUUUUCAGUCAUCUGCAUAGAGCUGACAGUUAUACUUGCCCUUUACUAUUCAUAUUAGGGCUUUAUAUAAAAUACAUAAAGCAGACUUUUAAAAAUACAGCACGGUGAAGAGGAUUACUUCAGAGCGACAGAGGAGAAUUGGCCUGGAAAAUUAUUAAUAGAGUUUCAUUCAUUAUUAAUAUUUAAGGGUUGAAAGCCGAAGUAAUUUCAUAAUCCUAAGGUUCGUGUUUUCAUGCUUUGCGGGGUUCAUAUGCAAAGUUGGGAAGCACUGGAUCAGAAAACUUGACACAAUUAGGAAUAACUUGUGUUAUGUGUACAAGAUGUUUUCAUUAGGAGCUGAAAUUUUAAUGAAACUUUUAAAGUGAAGGAUGUUGGCGUGCAAAGAAGAGUGUCAGCAUUUUUGUGACGAAUAGUUUCGUGUUGAUUCAGCAGAAAGAUUCUUCCUCCGUCUGCCAGGAAUGGAAAAGGGUUUUUAUUGUUAAAACUUAAUUAAAGUUCACAUAACGUUUUCCGAUGUAAAAAAAAUUCAAGGACAGUUAUCGUUUAUUUAUACUUCAUGAUGUGUUUAAUUUGAUUUUUCAUUUUGUUGUUUAUUUAUUGAAAUCAUGGAAGACCUGACUUGGACUUGAGCCUCAGAGACUUUAGAUGUGAUUUUUUAACUCCAUCUGUGGGACUGUCUUAGCUGUACCUGCUUAAAGCCUUUUCCACCCUUAAAUUCUGCCUGGUCCGGAUUUACAAAGCUGUCAUCAGGCCGCUGCAGCCCACUAAACCUGGUUUUAGGGUGACUUGGGGAAACAUCAUUUUGUAGUUGCACUGUAGCUCAUGUUGCGUUGUGUUUUUAUUUCUUCCUCCCUUUAAUAAAAACAAUGUGCCUUGGGCUGUGUGUUUUUCUUCCAGAUACCCACGAUGCAGUUUUACGGUUCAACGCUGCGCCCACAGAGGGAUAUGAGAGAGAUGUGGGGAACAAAACCACUAUCCGCAUCAUAAACUCGCAGGUGAGGGAGAGUGUUGUGUGAUGCAUUAAAAAUGAAUCACUGAUAAAACUCAGAGAGCUGUGUCACUCUCUGAAACAUGUGUCAGACUACUGCUGGAGCAUAUGAUGAAAACAUCAAUGAUUUAUGACUUUCAGCAAAUUAUUUCUCUUGACAAGCAGUGGAGGCUGUUUUAUUUAUGACUAGAUUGUAUUUUACAGUUUUAAAACAUGUUUUAUUUACUUUACUGAACUAGAGAAGAGAUCAUAAAUCAAGGACAUUUGCACUUUUGUGUACAUUCUUUCUUAUUUUGUGAUACGUCACCUCUAUUUGAGAUCAGUACAUGCUUUUUAUGACAUAUUUACUAAAUGCACGGCCUCUAAAUUACAUCUUCGCGGGUUCCAGCUCAACCAAGUCCAGACUCUUCAGCAUGAAAAGACUGCAAAACAGUCUUUCAACUAGUCAUGCUGCUGUUUCAAACAAAGACAUAGAAGGGCCGUUUGAAUCUGGUGCAAGAUUUAUUCCAAACAACAACUGUAUGAUGUAUAUUUUAUGUCAUGUAUAUAAUGAAAAGGCUGUGUUAUGUAGAAAAGUUUGUGUAGGGAUAAUAACACCAACAUCUGCAGUCUUGCUCAGCUCUCAAGGGGAAUAAUUAAACUUAGUUUAUCCAAAGCCUCAACACUCUUUAAAGCUUGAUUUCACAUAUAAGUGCAGUCUCAUUCCUUUAAAGCUCCUGUGAGUUUUCUUUUUUUUUUUGGAUGCUCAUGAAAAAGGUAAAAAUUCUGAUUGAUGUCUUUUUAUAAUAUUCAAAAGCAAACCAGACCAUCAGCAACAAAACUAUCCUCACUCUUAACCCCUGAAACUGGUAUGGGAGGGUAGAUGAUGGUUUAGCAGCUGAGGAAACAGCUUUUUUUUAAUUACCUAUUGUACAUAAGAUAUUCACAAAAGUCAGCAGGAUGUACUGUACCUCACAGGAGCUUUAACCUGGACUGUCAUUGGCUGUUCGAUAACUGACUAUUUUGGAGACAGUGUAGUAAAUCUAUUCUUUGCACAAAGAGAUUUCCUAUUUACAGAUUUCAUAGAUUUUUUGUUUACCUUUGCAUAAAUGAAACAAAAAGGAAUAUCGGUAACGGCUGUAAUGUUGAGAUUUAAAGGCAUGUUUUAUUAUUGUCAAAGUUAUGCAAGCUACUGAUUUCAAACUUAGUGCUGUGCUUAACUUAACAAAUAUCAAGAGGAAUAAAGUUCUCCUUUCUCUUCAUUAAAUUUUUGCUUUUAAGCUCCUGUGAGUACAUUUUACAUAGUUAACAAGCUGAAACAAAGAUUGAUGUAUUUAGAUUCCCUGAUCGAUUAUUUAUAAGUAGUCAUUAACUGUGUCAAAAAAAGGGAUCAACAGAAUGCUGCCAAAAAAAAUCUUAAUGACUGAUACCUAUGAAAGAAAAAAGGGUAGGCUUUCAUUGUUUUAUUUUUAAAGCAAAAAACAUUCAUGUCACAUGAAUCAGAAUCAGUGAAAAGUCUGCUUUGUCUACAGGAGGCACCUACAUCAACACAAUCUGAUAGUCCUUCUCAGGAGCUUAAAGUAGAUUUACAUACUUGGUGUUGAAAUAAUUGGGAAUAAAUUGGAUGUAUUACUUUGUACUUCUGCGUAAACAAUGUAUUUCCUAAAAAGUUCAAAGCCUAUUUGCCCUUACAGAUAUUGGACAAUCCUAUACAUCAAUUCAACACAAGCUCAAUCUACAAGAAUGUGACUCUGGUGGCCUGGGACCCUGCACCUUACACUCUAAACUUACACCAGGUAUGUUUGUCUCUGUAAUAUAUGAACCUGUUUCUGCUGCGACACCCACAGUAAUGAAAGGACAUAAACUAGAGUCAAUUCAAAUAAUUCACGGAUCCAGAAUGUAAAGAAGGUGUUAAUAAUGUGCCUCACUUGCCUACUCCGCUCUCACCCUCCUCCCUCCUCUUCAUCGUCUUUGUUCUACCUUUUGAUUAUAAUUCAGAGAACAGUCCCCUGCCACAAUCAAUAAGAUCCUGAAGACUCCUGUGAGGGCCAAAGCGUUCAGGUUCAUAUCCUGAAAAAUGCACUUUGCAAUUAAAAUUGAUUGCUUGCUUUGUGUGAGCACGUCUCAUGGCGGUUUGAGUUAUUUGACCAAUUUCUAUGAUGUUGGAAUAUUAAAUAUGUCCUUGUCCGGUUCUAUCCGGUUACUUCCACCACCUGAUUUUUUUCAUGGGUUAAUAAUAGAAGCACUUGUCUUUUGAAAUUAGUUGACCUUUAGUUCCCUGCAAGAGCAGCGGGUUGUUGUUGUGCAGCAUUAGCAUGGUCAUCUCUUGUUGCACAACACAACUCUGCAAGAUGGAGCUGAUGACCAGUUUUUCUCCAAUCACUUUAACGGCUCAUUGAAUUAAAGGAUAAACCAUGUUAGCCUUGAUCAGAUUGAUCACCAGUGGGCAAACAUGCAUUUAGGGAAUUGUUAUGUAGCUGCAGCACGCUUCAUGCCACCUAAUCACAGACAGCCUCAUGCUCGACAAAGCUGUUGGUGUCAUACAGAGGUAAGAGCAAUGAUUCUUGGAAAGAGGCUGAUGAGACUGUUACGAAGGACAUGCUACAUGCUUCCCUGCAGCCUGUGUUGUUGUUUUUUCUGUCUCUUCAGCUCUGGUGCUUAUUGUGGUCCCAGCUAAUGACAGCUUUAGCCUUUUAUAAGCAAUGUACCAAGUUAAAAUGAUGCUCUGUUUCUUUGUAUGCUCAGAAGGUUUAUUCUUUUUUAUUAGACAUUUAGCAAACAUGAUGUUUAUGUUGCAUUUUUGGAGUGUGUGUUUUUUUUAUUUUCAUCAAAUACUCUCAAAGAGCUCACGGGCAAUCAUCACAGAAUCAGAAUCAGAAUCAGAUUGCCUUUUAUUGUCAUUAUACGCAGUACAAUGAGAUUAAAGCCACCCAUAUCAGUGCAAGACAUUGUAAAAAAGAUAGAUAAAAAAUAUAGAAAAAUAUGAAACUAGAUUAAUAUGAAGUAUAUACAAUGUAAACGUGUGGACCUGAGAUUCUUUUGACAGGAUAAAUAUGGUACGGAUGUGCAUAGGUGUAAAUAUGUAACAGUAUAAAAUAUAAAGUGCACAGUUCUGAGAUCCUAUUAACAACAUUAACACCCAUUACACAAGUCUGAAGAUGCUAUUUUUGGAAAUGCCUCUUGGUUUGGACUCCACUCUGGUGACUCUAUGAUUCAGCCAAGACUUUACUGUGCUGCAUUUAGGUCUGUAGAAUAUACAUGUCAUAUUUUAAACCCAUUACACUCUCCUGGGGAGGGCAUAACCAUCUGUUUCAAGUGCUGGUAGGUCUCUGUUCAACAGUGCGCUCAUCAGGCAGACACUAACGUAGCACACAGAGACUUCACUCUGGUUUUCUUCAGUAGUAUGAAACCUGCACACUCUUUCAGGUCUGUCCCCAUUAGGAGAGGAAAACAACCUGUAAAAUGCUUGUUCGGUGAAAAGAGGUCAGAUAAUUUCUGAGGUGUUCCAGGGAGUCUAGAAAGGUAACCGCUAAUUUGCUUCACAACACCGUUUCAGGUAGAUGUGUUUUCUGCUAGUUUUUUCCCCACACACCCACUGUUUUUCCCGUGUACACCAAAGCCUGCUAUUAUUACACACCGAAUAAGGGUUUGCUGUCUGAAGUGUCCUGAUGUCUUUCUGUAGUAUAAGUGGUAUGGUCAGCUCGCAUUUCAGCAGGUUACGGCUAUUGAGGUUAUUGAGAAAAGAUUAUUAUUGAGAGCAAAAGAGAGGGAGCGCAUAAUGGAACCAGUCCAUGUGCAUCAAACAAAGACUCAAUGCAAACCAAAAAUAAGGUCAAUAUCUACAUGGGAUUUUUACAGCGUACCAUGCAUCCUUGAGGUUCAUAAUAGACUGUCAAGGUCUCACAAUUGUGAGUUGUGCUCUGGCGUUAUUGGCCAUCUCUGACAACCCGAAGGCGAAUGCUCGGUACACAUUCAUUUUCUAGGUAAUUCUUGGCCUGCCAACACACUGUCUUUGUGUUCUUAUCAUACAGAAAAGUGCUGGACAGUAUUCAUUAUGUUCUCAGGUCUUUUUUAUUCUCUCUGACCCAACAACUCAUGCAGAACUUGGGAAAGGGGUUUGGGAAGUCUGCACCCUCAGCCUGGAACUUAUUCCAGAAUAACCCGAAACUCAAGGAGCUGGAGUGUUUAAAUGUUUCAAAAUCUGAAAGAGUUCGAAAGAAGAUGCGUCAGAACUUCAUUGCUUUUUGAUUUCCUGGUUGCACAACGGACUCUAAGAUAUUUUCUUUUUUUCUAACUGAACUUUAAUUCUGACAGACUGUACUGUGGUUCCCUGUGUGUGUCCUUGUGGGUUAAGGUUGAGGCCCAUCUUAUAAGAUCAGGCACACUCCCAUCCCAUCUUCAACCACAUGAGUGUAACACUCUCCAGCAACGAGGCACUUCAUAUCUCUUCAAUGAAGUCUUUAUUCGUACUACAGUCCUCACUCAUACUCCCAAGGCUGCUGGUUAUACAAGACAAUGGAAACACAGAGAAUUAGAGGUCUUGGCUGAAAGUCCUUAAUUACCCGCCUCUGGCCUGUUCAUUCAUGUUUCUUGUCUGUUAUAGAGUUUAAAUGGGCUUCCACUGAAAAGUCUCAUAAUCAUAAGGUUGGAGUUAUACAAUUAGAGUUAUAACAGUCAAGUGAAAGAGUGCAUUCACUGUUUUAUGGUGCAUCUAAGCCAAUUCUAACAGACUGUCCUUUUUAUCAGUAAUUGACAGCCUCAUUAUAUCACUAUGUUCAUAGUUUGGCUUGCUGUAUUAUAACGAACAUAUACAUUGGAUAGUAACACAGGGUUAUAGAAUCCAAGUGGGCUGGUUUGUGCAGCAGAGGAGAACAUUUCUCUUUGGCUCCUUAACAAAGACGGAUAACAUCUCAGCGAAGAGACCCUGAACUCCUCACACAAGGCUGUGCUGAACUCAGUACAUCUUGAUAGUGAUACUAAAUUCCAUCUUCAGGGAUUGCUACUAUUGCUUGUUUGUGAAUGUUAAUAAAGCCCUACCAUACAAAGGAUUUCUCGAAGCGGAUGUGCUUUUCCCAGAGUGGGCAGUAUUACAAAAGUAUAGUUCAGCAUUAUUAAUAACAGACAGUCUUCUCGAUACACAAACUGUUACGCUUCCUUUUAGUAAUGACUAAAGACUUUUACUCAGAAGAGCACUGAUGAGUUGGACUUGACAUUUACAACACUGAAUAUGGUAGGAUGUAAGGUUAAAGACAAUUUUAUGUUGAUUUUGGUACUUUUCUUCUUUUUUAUCAGGCCGUACUCAUCAGUCCAGGCAAAACCUAAGGCUGGGUUUUAAAUAAAGGUUAACUUGCAUGCAGCAUUCACAGGCUGUCUAAUUGGCAACAGUGCUAAAAAGAGGUGUCAUGAAUAAAGAGUGGAUUGCACAGAUUUAUAGCAAAUGCAAGCAGAAGAAGUGCAACACAUGUCUUUUGAAAAGAAAAAUCUGAAAAAGAAAGACAGACAUAUAUCAGUCUGGGAUAAUCCAAAAAAAAAGAAAGUGAUGUUUAUAAAUUACCUGGAUUUUCACUGUAAGUUAGAUGCUAUAAUGUUGUGCAAGUUAAAAUGGUUAAAUACCUGAUGGGUCGUAGGCAGGGCUUCAGGUGGCAAAAGAUAAGCACUAGUACUCCCUUUAUCCGUUUACAUAUUAGUUAAUACAAGUAUGACAUAAUGUGUUUUUACAGUUGGUUAAAGAUAUCGGGGGAUAUUGCUCAUUUCCGGGACAUAUUUUCAUUAAAAAACACAAAGAACCUCUAUCUCUGUGUCACCAUGUUCCAUUUUUUAAUCAAGUUCAACAGACUUUACACUGUAGCUUUAUCUAAUGCAAAGAAAUCCUUGAUGUUAGGACCUUACUUGAGAACAAUGUAAACAGCUACUUUCAUACACAGCAGAAACAGACUGGAAUAAAAGAGGACAGGAAGUAAGAAGACCAGGUCCUCCAGCUCUAUUCACCUUCAGUUCUCCGUCACCCUCUUGGAGCCAGGCCAACAUUGCUGUCAUUUUCUUUUUAUUGGAUUGUCCUUGUUUAUUCACCUCCGCAAAGAAUUGCGAGUUUCCAUUAAUAUGUCACUACUCUCCUGUGAAAGCAGACCGCAGAAAGAUAUAAGAAUUGUGUUGGCCAAGCACGCCCAAAGUGGGGUACACACAGCAAGAUAACCGCGCUGAUUUUGGGCCCAAUUCAGGAAAAGUCAGCAAAGGCCCAAGAUUUGGGUGGUUUAAAAGAUUAUCUUGCCAGAUUUAAGUCCUACUCUGAUUGUUUUUUUACUACUUUAAGUGUUCUCGGUGAUAGUUAAAUUGUGAUUAUAAAGUUUUUAGCCAAAAUCGCAUUACCUGUGUCAUUUCCAAGGGCUUUUCUUCUGCAGAGCUCCAGUAGCUCAUUAGCAAUUCGCCUCUGAGUCGUGGGCGGAGACAGCGCUGCUCUGCACACUCCCCUUAACGCAAGCUUGUUGCCUAACAUUGCCGAUGCAGCAGAAGUGGCAGGUAACAUAAGAGAUAUUCAGCUCUCUGACACUAAUGUCUCUGGGGACAUGAUGAAAACCAAUGUCAUAGUUAGCUUUAUUACGAACAUUGCAAUCCGCACACUUGUUCUGUGAUUGUCCUCUCUACUUCUCAGAGUGCAGAGGACGUGCCAGGGCGAAGUACCGAUUUUUGAAAUAGAAAAUCCUACUAUGUCUGAACCAGUGGCGGCUGCUGGUCUUUCAAUGAGGGGAAGCUCAUUUUUCUGGCCUACAUCAUAAUUGUAUUUGUUUAUUAGUAUGUAACAGAACAGAGUCGUCAAACACAACGGCAGUCGUUUUUAAUAAAGACAGAAGUCGCUGAGGAUUGGUAAAGUCUCCAGAGCAGUUAAGAACAACGGAAUGAAUGACUUGGAAAAUGCUCUGGUAGAUGUUUUAUUCUUCAAGAUCGCUGAUUCGCUUGUUUAGCUGUCAAUCAAAAAAGGAUUUCGCCUCAGACAGCUCAUCCAAUCAUGGAUGCAGAAGCUUGCAGUCCGGGAGAAAGUCGGGACCGCCCUCUCGCCAUAGAACUCCAGUGAAGCUUAGCUUCCAUUGGGCGGGACAAAGCCCAGCAUUUAUCCAAUGAGCGUCUAGUUUCGCUGCUGGAACAACCCACUUUUAGCUUCCACAUUGAAGUCAGCAGAAGCCCAGCGUCCGGCUGUUUAAAGCGCUGAGGCGCUGCGAGGAUGAAUGAGAACGAAGUUAUGCCGGUUACCUAUAAUUAUCAGCUUCUUAUCACAGUGUCUGAACAAAAGAUGAAGGCUUUCUAGUGCGUAUUUAGUUAAUGAAAUGUACACACAGCAGUACGUAUUUCACCACUUUUUCUUUUUUUUGGGGGGUGACAUUUUAAGGGAAGCCGAGCUUCCCUUGCAGUCUUAGAGCAAUCGCCACUGGUCUGAACCUAACUGUUUGGGUCUGUGAGAGGUUCACACAAUGAUUUGAAUGCAGAAAUACUCAGAAAUGCAAUUUUGCGCUGAGUUUUCUCAUGAUACGUCCUGAAGCAUCAGAAAAUGCCAUGUGAACAUGUAGUCAAAAAAAAAAAAAAAAAAAAAGGUGUCCAUUGUAAUGUGGAACAGCUAUAGCCAAUCAGAAAGUAAGCUGACAAAGUGAGAAGCACAAAAAAUGUAACCAUUGUAAUGAUGGUUAACGCUUAUGUUUGAUACAUGAGGACAACACAAGUGUUUACACAACUUAUUUGGUAAUACACACCAGAUAACACUCUCCGUAACACAAUAUGAAGAGGGCAGACAGAGAAGGGUGCUGGCAGCUGGUACUAAGCUGUCAUUUGCUGAAUGGAGUCCCUGUUUGCCAGGGGGUUAUAUCUUGAAGUGUCAGUGCUGUAUUCUGGAGAGUUCAGGCCCACUUGAGGCACUUAGGUACUCUUGAGUUAGACACCUGAAUGAUCCCACUACAGUAGAAGUGAUGUGUGCAUAUCCACAUUAAGAAGUACACAGUUAUGCACAGCACAGUAAUUUCACAAUAACUUGAAUUUGUCAGUGGAGGUUAAGUGAAACAGCAGUCCUCUUUAAACCCUGAGGGGUGAAAGGGUUUUAAGACUAGACUCGGACUUGAAAUGUAUUGACUUGUCCUCAACACUGACUACAACAUUAGGUCAUUUGGAAAUCCUUCAAGUCAAAUUUAAACUGUUGCCAGGUAGAUUUUGUGUGAUUAUGACCACACAACUGUGAAAGAAACGAUGCUUAUAUAACCUUAGUACACUUACAUAAACAAGCACUCAUCCACGCACCAGCAUAUUCCCUCCUCCUCUGGUACUUGGAUGUAUUUUAUGUUAGUAAUUAUUUAUAAAUACUUAUUUUGGUAUAUUACAGUAACUACUUUGUUUAAUGCACACCAUGUAUGUAUCAUAGAUUUAUUCAUUAUUUAAGAUACAAGAAUGUUGUAAAAAAAAACAUUUUCCCACCUACUGUGAAAAAAACACAGUCUGAUAUUAUGCAGAGCCAAAGCAGCUGUGCAACCAAACAGCGUAUCACGAAAAAUCUACCUACACUGCAGGCUUUAAAUGUCUUUGGAGAUAGAGAUAUUAAAGUGUGAAAAGUAAAAAUGGGUUAAUGUACAGUUAAAUAGAGAUGCAGUAGAUAGAGAUGCUGUGGAGAUUUGUCAUGUUUUGUAAAUCUUUGACAUUUGCAAAAGGAAAAAUGUCCAUCUCAGCUGUUGGCAGAAAAUGUCAGAUACCAUUCAGAGACUAUAUUGAUGUUUGGAAAUAUUUUUUUUAGCUCUGAUGAAAGCCAGGAGAGUCCAUGAGGCUUGAGGUCAGGUCAUCAAAUAGAUGAAAAAGCAGAGUGGGUGAAAUCAGAGGAGGUUUUUUCCUCUCCCAGUCUCUCUGGUUCUCUGAAUAUAUUUAAACCUCAUUCUUUUUGACAUUUUUUACUUCCUGAACUUGCUUGUUAUGUGCUUUCAAUUUUGACUUUUUGUGCCUCCCACUAGAUCAUUACAUGACUGGACCAUACGCACAAACUUUCUUUCUUUCCUGUUAACAGUUUCCCAUCAUACUCAUCUACCACAUCAAAACAUCUUGGUGUUUCAUGCGGAGAUGAAAUCAAACCUGGAAAAGCACUCAGCUUUAUUACAAAAGAAAUGUGUUAGAUAAAGUGGCUAAAAGCUAAGUUUAAAUUCUUUUCAGAUUUAUGAAAAGCAAAAAUGCUUCCUUUGAAAAUUGAACCACUGAGAAAAACAUCUAAUUGAAAAUACUAUUUUGGGGUGUUUGCGCAUAAGGUGCAUCAACGACAUGUUGAAAAGAAUUUAACUGAAGAAUAGUUGUGAUGUUAUACAAAAAGUUAGUGUUUUUUCAUGUUUGAGGUAGCAGAGAAAACAGAUGAAUGAAGAAGAAAACUUUCGUACAUCAUUCAGCAGAGUAAAGGCCAACCUUUUAAACAAAGAAAUAGCAACAAUAAAAAUGUCUUAUUUCUUCCUACUGGCGACAGCUGAUAUUGAUUACCUCUUAAAGCCCUUUAAGAAAUGUUUAUUGACUAGAGAGGAGAGUAUCAGAACUUGUCAUUUUUAAGUUAACUUCUGCUACCUCCUUUUUCUUCUGCAGUGGUAUGCUAGUCCAGACUACAACUUGUUUGGUCCUUACGUGGCGCACCGUAAACUCCAUCGCAACCAGCCCUUCUACAUCCUCCACCCCGCCUAUGUGUGGAGACUUUGGGAUGUGAUUCAGGGCAACACUCAGGAGAACAUCCAGCCCAAUCCCCCCUCAUCUGGCUUCAUAGGUGAGUGCACAUGUACAGCUAGCACACAUACAAUCGGUAUUUAUGUAGAGUGCGUCUGUUCUCUUUUAACUGUCUUUGUCCUCUUAUUUUAUUGUGUCUGCGCCUACCCCUGGAUGAUAUAUAGACACUGAGACACACACACAGAUACUAAGACAUGAUGAUUUCUUUUCUUUAGCAUGCACAGUGACAUUAUCAGCACGCAUCAGAGCUGUGCAAUGCUUUCCAAAGCAGUUUAUCUGUGCAGGGCUGUAGCACUGCAGGCUGAAACUCUUCUAUUCCUUUGUAUCCAGUUCACAGCGGUCUUUUCCACUCUUAAAAGCAUUUUAAUUGUUACCCGCAUAUAGAUGCCUAACAAACAACACUCAUUCCUGGCUGGUUGAAUUUGUUUGCCUGAAAGCAAAAUAAUGUUUUUACUGAUUUAACGGAUCAAAAAUCUUCUUUUUUUCACUUGUCAAUGUAAUAUCCAUUUAAGACAACACAACAGAAUACAGAUUCAGUGUCGACCAUAGCACAGUGAAAAUCUUUUUCAAUUUCAGUGAAAAUUGAGAAAAUAAUAAUGUGAUUGUAAACAAAGAUAAAUGUAGAGUAGAGAUUUUUUGAAAAGCAGCGGAGUUAUAAAGAAAGAAUACUUUAUGCAGGUUACAGGUAACAUCAAGUUUAAAUCUAAGAAAAAAAAUUAAACUUCAUCCAUCCUGCAGUUUGGCUCUUCAUAUUUUUUCUGUUAAAAGUGGAUAAUCAACCACAAUAAAACACUCCAAAUUAACUUCUUCAUAAAAAAAAAUAUGUCAUUGAGAAUUUAGUCUUUUAUUUUUUUAAAUAAUCAGAUUUUGUCUCUGUUUCAGUGCUUUUAUUUCACAGGAACGCUUUAUCUUUACUUUUUAAAUUAAUAUUUAAACUAUCUAGAUUCAGCUAAUUUUAAUGACUUUUUUUUGCCAUUGAUGCUCACAACAGUCUUCUUACUGUUAACUGCUGUAAACUACUUAAACUUUCAUUUGAUCCAUACCAAAGGUGAUAAUCUAAUUAAGCCCAGUUCAUUGAUUGAUUGAUUGAUUGAGUAAUUGAUUAGGAAACCCGUCAGCAAGUGCUGUCAAUAGAUACCAUUCGCAGUCACCCGACGAUCGAACUUCAGUGUUUGAAACAUUUGCAUGUUGUGAGUCAAUAGCAACCAAACUAACAGUAAAUCAGUCAGGAGUUAGCAUAUGCUCAUGUUAGCUGAGGUAUAAACUCACUGAUGAAUUUGGAUGCAGUGAAACAAAUAACACCUAAUAACAGUAUUAACCAUCUCUUUGCUAGCAGUACUGUUUGAUAGAAGGGCCAGUUCCUAGCUUAUAGUGAUGUUGGAAUUGAGAUGAUAAUGCUAGCAGUUUUGUUGGGCUUUCUAAUGUCAUAACAACAAGACAUAAUACAAGCAUUCACCACCCUAACGACAACUCAAAAACUUGUAGCCUUUAUUACUGAAGUUCCUCUCAUUUUCUCUCUGUCCUCCCCUGAAAUGUCAUCUUAGACCUCACACACUGUAAAUUAGUAGGCUUGCUGAACAUCGAUAGAUUUUAGUCCCACUGUUCUUUGGGGGGCAGGCUUGUGAAAAGGUCAAAUCUGCAGUGUUCUUGUUAGAGAUGAGCCUUUUUUCAGAAAAUAUAAAUUGACAAUUUUGAAUGAUUUCCCAUCAAUAAUUGUACUUGUAAAGACAUGCAGAUAUGUUGCCUAUACAUUAUAUAUUGAUAAUCUUAUUCUUGAUAUUUGGCAUUGUGACUUCACUGAGUGUAUUGACCUCCAAAUGAACAAGAGCUUUUAUUUGUUUCAUGGGAAAAUAGUAAGUGCAAUGGCUGGGUCCUUGGUUGCCAUGGCUACAGGUUAGAGGGUGGCUGCUGUGUAAUUUUUUUGUCUUAUUGGAGAAACACAGUCAUUACAAAAACAAGGGGGACGGAGAUGCACUGGGUGCUGUCAGUACAGCUGCCAUUGUUUUUUUUUUUCUCUCCAGAGAAGGACGUCUGGCACUCUCUCCGAUCAAAACAGUAACAGUGUUGAUGAUGGGUGCUUACUUCCUUUAGCUAGAAAAAAAAACAUUUUACUGCAUCCUGUUAAAGUCAGGAACGUAGUGAAAAACAGCUCAACACAUCUCUUUUAGCUGAAGAGAAGGCUUUCAGACAUCUCAUUUAGCCAAACCUUUGAAUCUCAGUAUCUUUUUCAGUAUGACAUUGAAGAGGAGCAGAUGCUCUGUCCAUUCCCCCCAAAAAGACUGAUAUCCAUUGACAAUAAUGUAGCCAGUGUCCCUCAAUAUCAAUUUUUUUCAAAUCAUUCUUGCAGAAACUUUCAUCUUUUUGAAAAUAGGAGAAGAUAACAAUAUUCUUCCACAGCAAUGACAUUUAUUUAAACAAAAAACCAACAGUAAAACACAAUGCAUUGAUCACAUGUCACUUAGGGUUAGCAUCCCAUCUCAGUUUGGACUGAUACAGCCAGUUCCCAGAAGCGGUUCAGUCAGACCGUCCAAACCAUCCUGAAGAUGAGCCUCGUAACAACCCUGCAGUGAGAGAGUUGCCCAUCUGUCUUUCACAGCAAAAUGGAGCAAUCACGGGAGCCCAGUCUGUCUCAAACAUGCUUGAUUGCUGCACAAGCUUUGUGAAUGUUGCAGUCAGCUCCUUUCAGCUCAGAGGAAGCGUUCAGGACUUUCUUCAGCCAUUACUUGAAGACAUCUCAGCUCAUCAUUAGUCUUUUGUUGGUCAUCUUUUGUAUCCCACAGUCUAACAUCACAGGUUUUCUCCCUUCAUUCCUGCCAGUCAUGGGGAGUCUGUUAUAGAAAGUUCUUACAGGAGCUAUUGAGCAUGCUGUUCCCACUUCCUUGGCUCCCUUUCCUAUAAGGCAUUGUGGCCAUAUGUGGCCGAUAGGCCCAGAACUCCACAAUGAAAGCCUUGCAUCAAAUCCUGGUGAUUUUCAUCGUCCAUGAUUCCGCUCUAUGUAAAAGUGAUCAGUCAGAGUAUCAUGCAACAAAAUCAUGCAAUAUCACAGACCAAAAAUAAGAUUUUUUUAAAGUAUUUACAAAUUGAAAGUCAAGAAAAAGUCUCGGUGUGACCAUGUUCAGGAUUUGGCGACAUUUACAGACCGAACAGCGCAGAUGCUGGAGGGAAAAUACAAAGCUUAAAUCAUGAACACAUCAAACCACUGACACACUGAUUGAAGAAGCACAAAUGAUUAUCAAGCAUUGGCAUUUACAGCAGCACAAAGACAGAGAGACGUAAAGGCAACAGAAAAUAGGCACAAGAUUUCUGUGUUUUGAGAAAUUGUGAUAAGACCCGGACUUAAAAAAGAACUAGGUAAACAUGACAUGCAAUUGUAGGAUACUUGAGUCAAAAGUCUACAAUUUUCUGAGGAAAAUUUGUUUUCACCCACAUUGGAAUGUAAAAAUUGUGCUUUGAUUGUAAAAAUGAAAGAGAGGAGUUUACAGAAAUGAUGCAUCCUUUUGAAACAAGCGCUUGCUGUAACUAUGUUUAUAAAUACAUAAUAUGGCCAAAAGUACACGUACUUGUCCUCUGGUGUACGUUUGAAAGGGGGUUUUUGAUUCCAGAUUGGUAGAAUAUUUUCACCGCAGUGAAAAAAGCAUUUUUAACACUUUUGUGAAGAUCAUUUCAACACUCUUUUGCACCAAGUACAACCUAAAAUAAACAGUUUUUUUUAGUAGUUUCAAACUGUUUUUCACUUGAGAGCUGGACUGGCCAGCAGAGAGACUCAAGCUAAACCCUUCAAACACCUUGUGGAUGAAGUGGAAUUCUCCUGCAAGAGAGGCCUUAUCACCAAAUAUCAGCAUCCAGCUUCAUAUUGUAGCUUAACUGGAGCAAGCCUCUGAUGCCUAAACCUCAAAAUCAUGUUGGAAGCUGUUUCUGGAGGAGUGGAUGCUGUUAAAGCAAUGUUUUAAAAGCCCUCUUGGCUGAACACCGAUAUGCUUUUUCAUUGGUUCUCCCACUUUUUUGCCAUAUACAGUGAAUAAAAGAUUUACAGCUCCUUUUAUGCCUUGUGUGUUACAAACCAAAAUAAUAAAAACUUAAUGGACACAAAAGUGUUUCCUGUACAAACAUAAGCUCACACGUAAAGUACAUUUACUUUUUGCAAACAUCUUGCUUUAGUUCACAUUCCACAGAGGUUCACAUUGCAAGUGUAAGUGCUGGACUGACUGUAGUUCCUGUAUUUCCUGUGUGGUCAUGGUGGGAGAAUCGCGGCUUAGUUCUGGACCUCAGGGGGUGUCGUGCGCUUGGUGUUGGGAGUGCUGCAGCACUGGUUGAGAGCGUCCGUGGAUAUCUGAGCGGUGCAGGCCACUGUGUUGCUGUAGACCCUGCGGUUCAGUGGGAUCACGGUGGUCUUGGAGGGCACAGAGAUAUUGCCGUUCUCUGCUGACCAGUGGUCACAGUGAAACAGGAUCAGGAAACACCUGUAGAACUGAGAAAAGGGGUUUUGUAAAUAUGACGCUUACAUUAAGAACCUCUUGGUUUGUCAGAAGGAGGUUGUCCUGAAUUUGUUCAAGACUUGUGGUAACGGUGUGUUCAGAGUUUUCAGGGUUGUUGUUCAGAGUUUGAUAAAUCUAAAGUCAUCCCUUAGUGCACUUUCAUGUCAUUAUAGUAGCUAACAUUUAUUAAAGCCAACUGAACGGAGAAAUAGCUUCUUAAUGGCUUGUUGCACAGGAAAAGAAUAUACCCACCUACACACUUUGUCAGUUUGACCUUUGUGGUGAAUCAACCGAUUAGACGAACGCUCUGAGAGGUGCCCUGUCAGACAUGGGUAACAGCCUAUGUAUGUUUCUUGAUCGCUCAGACCAGAGUCAUAAUGAAAUCUGUUUGUUGUUUCUGUUUUGCCAUCAUUUUUUCUCUACCUCAGCAAAGACAGCAGUCCAAAAAUGGAAACAGAAAAAGUAAAUUGACCAAAAAUCACCCUGAAAAAAGUGCGUGCGUUCUUAAAACUCCAGAGACAUUUCACAGAUUGGACUACAGGAUAUCAUGACUGCUAAGAGUUGAUAACCAAUUGCUUCACACACACUCAUUCACACACUUAAAUUGUCCUCACAUUACUACACUGGCAGCAGAGGCUCAUCAGGCUGUAAUCCAAAGUCAUUUAAAGACAUUAUCACACUGUAAUAUCUAACAGCAGUGAUUUAGGAUUCAGUAUCACCAGUCAUCUUAUUUAAUACUAGAAAACCAUCAUUCAAAACAAGAUAUACAAGUCUAAUGAGAAAAACUGAAGAAAAAUGUUCAUGAAAUUAAAAUUUAAUGGGUUUGUAUUCGGGGUAAAGUAAUGCGAAGUCAGCAUUCUGAAAGUAUAAACUGAGUGAUAUUAUUGAUUUGUAAAAAGUAAUUGCUCAUUUGAAACUUAAUGCUGGCAUCUUCCUCCUGUAACAACUCUGGAAAUAUUUGGAAUCAGAGAAAAACUGUCUCUGCAGUUUUGACUGUGAAAUGUUUGCCUGACUUAGGAGAUCUUCUACUCAUCAGAUCACGGUCAGCUUUGUGGUACUUCCUAUUUCAUGACGCACCAUAUGGUAAUGAUAGCAGACUGAUUUAGCACCAGGGUGGUUCUACUAAGGAGCCAUGCUAUUGUAAUAUGGGCAGAAUGUGGUUGGUAUAGGUUUGCUGAAACAUGUAAGGCCUUUCCUAACCAAAACAUGAUCUGAAUGGCAGCACAUGUUAAUCUACCAGUAUAUGGUUCAACAUUAAUUAAAGUUAUAGGGUCUCUAACAGAGUGGUGAACCUCAGCCUACCCGGAAAGGUUUCUUUCCCUGUUGUCCCUAACAUCAUCUUUGCUCCUAAGAGUUAAGAACAGCUGUCCAAGCGACCAAUCAGGAUCAAGUAUUUAUAAUAACACAGCUCAGUGAUUAGGAAGAAAGUGGGGUAAUAAAAAAUGUCAACACAUUGAUUUGUGAGGAUUUUACCUGCAUAUUUUUAACCGUAUAGACGGCUGCAGCGAAAAAGGAAGGGGGCUGUGUGCGGGGUUACAAUCGUCAGAGAGAAAAAAGAAAAAUCAAACAAAGCCAGGUGGGGGGAAAAACAGCAGUAGGAGAAAAUAUAAAUGUGAACAAAAUACUCUUUGUGUCGGCACGCACCACGUUAUAUGAAAGAAACCAUGUAGCGCAUGCUGAGGCAGGCAAACUCACUGUCUUCAUUUAUAAUGUAUUCACUUCUAUUCUUAGCCUGAAUUGAAGCAGGUUCUUGCUGAGGGUGUUCACUCUUUUUCGGCACUGAACUUUAUAUUUCCAGGUUUAUAACAAAAGAAAAAAAAAACAAAACACGUAGUUGCUGCUGAGUUCUUGACUUUUGAUUCUGUGCUGAUCCAGUAAAGAUUUUAUGAUUAAUGUUUUUCAUAAAGGUGUAGCAGCUGCUCCGAAUGGAAAUUAUUACACCUCCAUUUUACGUAAUCAGAUUAUUCUACAUUGUAUCCUUGCACCUCUACUUUACAUGCAGAUUGGUGAUGUAUGCUCAUAUACAGAAGAUCGAAAACAAGUUACGUUUGAAAAAGCUGAAAAAAUAAAAAAAAACAAUAAACAAUGCACAGUCACACAGUAGGAUAUGAUUUGAAUCUAAAGCCUGAUACUCACACCUGCUUUAGUCUUGUUCAGUAAUACAGACAUUGUGUACAUGAAAUGCUGGUCUGUUUGUUUUAGAGAGAGAUCAUUUUCUCAUGGUUUUCCAGGAACUUGUAAGUUAUUUUAUUUUGACUACACAAAACCAGUCUUGAGUCUUUGUGCAGAGACUUUAGAGCACAAAGUCUUGUGACAAUAAUUUAAUCAGUAAUUACAUGUGUUACUGUGUUAAGAGUGUGAGUGGAUUUUACUACAGCCCAGUGUGAGCUUUUUGUAGCAGUUUAGGGCUGACAGAGUAAACUCUAAGACCAAAUCCAACAUAGUUUUCUGGGGUGAAUUGUUAUACUGAAACCAUCUGGAUAAAGGCAAAACCAGCAGGUAAAUCUGUGUCCAUCAGGACGGUAAUACUGUAGAGGGGGACUCAAACACAGGGCAAGCGAGCAGAAUUAUUAUUUAUCUGUAGUUACCCAAUUUUAAAAUAUUCAUUUCCUUUAUUUUUGAGUGAUCUUUCAUUUUUUACCUCUUUUAUAUUUGUACCUCUCAAUGUCAUAUUUCUGCCAGGUAAGCUGUGGUAAGUCAACAGGUACCCUACAUGUGAGCUCGACUUUGCACUUCGUUUUUGUGUAUUUUAUAAUACUUUAUAAACUUUAUAAAACACAUCACCUGGUGAACUUUAUAUGAACUGAAAAGGUUUAUGGACUUUGUUGGCUUUGAAGAGAGAAAGACUUACAGUUCACCAGUCCUCAGUCUUUUACGCAAAGCUUCACAAACAGAUUUCAGCUUCUUUCUUUAAAACGGGGAAACAAAAAUGUUUUAUCAAAGACAGGAAAAAAGUGACCCAGAAUAUUGACCCAUUUUGUUAAAUCCAAAUUACUGGAGUCAAGCUGCUAAUUGGCCGGCUAAUGAGAGUAAAGUGGCUUCACUAGUAAGCAGAUUUAAAUAAAAGCCAAGGGUUUUCAGCGAGGAAACACGGGUCUUUUCUUCACAUUCCUGUAAUGCCAUGAAGACCUUUUCCUCUGUGAAUAUCUAAAUGUCUCUUUCUUUCUCUCCCUCUCUAUGCUGAAUUUUCAGGCAUCCUCUUGAUGAUGGCGCUAUGCGAGAAGGUGCACGUGUAUGAGUACAUUCCCUCCAUGAGGCAGACGGACCUGUGCCACUACCAUGAGCGUUACUACGACGCUGCCUGUACACUGGGUGCCUACCAUCCACUCCUUUUUGAGAAGAGCCUGAUCCAGCGGAUCAAUACGGGCCCUGAGAGGGACCUGAGGAGGAAGGGGCGGGUCACUCUUCCAGGCUUGAGCACCGUCAACUGUGACAUCUGAGAUAUGAAAACUGACCCUCUGAGCCAGAAAAUACAAACACACUUCGGCCUUUUGCUGGAUGACUUAGGGAGAGGUGCAAUAAAGCCACAGGAGACAUGGAGGCUGGAGCAUACAAGUUUGAAAUGAGACCCAUGAAGAACAUAAGCCAUAGCCCUCCGGGGGGGGGGGGGGAUCAUCAUGGAGAACUUGUCUUCAUUAAGAUGGUUUACCUGGCCACAGACUGGCAGGAAGAGCCUCGAGGAUGGGGCUGAAAAAGACCUUUCUCUCUGCUUUAGCUGAGCCACGUUAGCUGUGGAGCUGACUAGGGUAGCAACAGAUCCGUGUUUUAGACAGGCAAGUGAAUUUUCAAUAACUGGGUGUGUUUCAGUGGUGUAAACUGUAUUUUUCAAUAGGGUGGUUCUAUACUUAAAGGAAACACCACUGUUUAUAGAGGUGGAAACUUGUGAUUUUUCUCUCUUUUUUACUGGUCCAAAAGGGUUGUGAAAAGGCAAAGAAGUCCUUCGUGCUGAAUGUCAGAAAUGAAACAUAUGCUCUUAAAUGUACACAUUCAUAACUCAAACAUAAGAGGGCAGAGCAGGACGGAGAGAAGCAUAGCUCUAAGCACUCAUGUUGUAGUUCAUGUCGCCUUGCAGAGGGUGUUACCUGUGUGAUUUCCCUCUGCAGUUUUUCUGUGAAGUCAGAAGUUUUAAAGUUUUGUGAAUUUUUUUUUUUUUUAAAUGAUUGAUGUUUUCAAAUCGAUUACUAAAUUUCUCUCCUGUGUAUGCCCACCUGCCAGACAAAUAUGUUUAGUGUUAAGAGGCUUAGGUAAGUUAAUAAAAAAAAAAAAAACAAGACAGAAGGAAAGAGAGAGCACCGGUUUUUGGAUUCACUCCACAAACGGUUUAACAGCCUUUUUAAUAACAGCUUGAUUACAUCAAACUAAACGGGGCCAAACUGGAUUUUCGGUGCUCAGAACAGCUGUAGCCCUGUGCCUAGUGGUCAAAUGAACACUUUCCUUGGGUUGCCUUGUGCCUGUUCAGAUACAUAGAGUAUAAACAGUGGCAGGACUGCGGAGACAUGGAGUUUAAUUGCUGUGGGAGGUGUUGGAGCAGUUCACAUUGCUGAAGCAAGCUGUAUCAGGGGACUCUCAGCUCAGCAUCAGCAACCACCAGCUCCAAUUUUCGAUGGCCAGUUCACUCUUUAUUGAAUGUAAUUUUUACCGCUGCGUGUCACAGCUAAACCCUCCCCCGAGCCCAGCGCUGCAGCGGUGUCUGCAUAUGUGCAGGGUUAUUUUUCGGUCAUGUAACAGGAUUAAGCUCAUUUCCUACAUCUAUAAAUGUCUCAUAUUUUCUGGAUCCUCUAAUAGCAGUGUGCACCUGUCUGCGGCUGCCAGUGGAGACAAUAAUAAAGGAGGACUUUAAGAUGGUAAUAUCAUCAAAAUUGCUUUGUGUCCAGCCAGGAUGAUUUUUUAUGUUUACAGUCAGUCUGUGCAGCAUCUGCAGCGAGCUGUGAAGGGUCAUAUAUGUGUGGUGUGGAGAGAAGAGGAGGUAUUGGUUGUGAUUUGUGCUGCAGGUGAUUGUGGAGAAUAAUCUUGCCUAUGAGCAGAGAUUUUUUUGUUAGUAAGUGUCAUAUUCUACGAAAUGUUCUCGUGCCAUUGGUUGUGGUUUGACAAAAGAUGUGAAAAGCUGACAAAGACAAGUUCCCUGGAAUAGCUCGUAGGUUGAGUUAGAUGGCUUUGAAGUUGUAGUUUGUAGAUGAUUCAGGGCUUUGCAUUAUUUGUUGUCAAGAGGGGCUGGGUAUCAUCCAAGAUUUUAACAAAAAAUGUCUUUUUUCUACAAGAUAACUUUGUUUUAAUUAUAAAAAUUAUUUUUAAAAACAACAAAAAAAGUGUCUGACAUCUAAAUGUCAAUUGAGAGCAGGUGGAACAUUAAUGAUAAAAUGUACAGCUUCAGUUAUUUAUAAUGCAACAGCGCAAAACUUACAAACAAGAGAUCAAAGUUUUGGGGAAUUCAGUUGACUUAGAGCUCCUAAAUAUAAAUAAAUAAAUCAGCAAACUGUUUUAAUACAAAUAAAAAUGUUCCUCUUGAUGAUGGAUGUACAGCACUGCUGUUGCAUUUGAUGAACUUUAAGUAAGGUUUUCCUGAUAAACUGGCAGCUUUGUCUGCAAAGAUCGAAAUAAUCAGAUUGACUAAUUUCAGACCCACUUUGAUGAAAAUCAUGUUUUUCUUUUUGUCUACAUGUUCAUAUGGCAUUUUUCUGAUGCUACAGAACUUAUCAUGAGAAAACUCAGCGCAAAAUUGCAUUUCUGAGUAUUUCUGCUUUCAAAUCACUGUGAACCUCUCAGAGACCCAAACGGCAGGUUCAGACAGUGUGGGACUUCCUAUGUCAUGACAAAACAAGUGUGUGUGUAAACGAAUUGCAAUACUCAUAAGAAAGCUAAUUAUGAUUUUAACUUUCAUCAUGUCCCCCAAAGACAUACGUGUCCAAGAGCUGAAUAGCUCCUAUGUUACCUGCCACUUCUGCUGCACUGGCAAUGUUAGGCUGCAAGCAAGUGUGACGACAUGGGUGCAGAGCAGUGCUGUUUACGCCCAUGACUCAGAAUUGCUAAUGAGCUACUGGAGCUCUGCAGAAGAAAAACUUUAUAAUUACAAUUUAAGGAGCACUGAGACCACAAAAUAAUUUUUAAAAAAUCGGAGUGGGAUUUUAAGUGAAUGACAUGACAAAUUUUUUCAUCACAUUGAUGCAAAAUUCUGUAAGUCUGUAAGUUUUGCCGUUAAGCAGUUUUCAGUAUUUGGCAGCUACUUUGACAGAAAUUGGAUAAAAGUAACUCUGAAAAUGAAGAGGAGAGCUCAGAUUUUGUACAUUAAAAUUUCUUGGCUGUGCUUCCCAGGCGCACUUGACUGUUUCUGAUGCAACAGAUUUAUUUUGCUCUGGUUGCAAACAGAAGUUUGGUUUGAUGCUCAGCCCCGGUUUAUGCAUUAGUUUUGCAUGUUGGUAGAAGAGUCUUGGAAAAAGUAGCCGGUUUGGUCAACAACAGCUAGAGAACUGUAUAAGAGAUUUAAUAUGUAGUCUGAAGAAAACCGUUUUUAAAACUUAAGGAGAUUUUUCACUCAUUUUGGUUCUGCUGUAGGUCUUUUUCUGUUGAAAUAAAUGAUCAGAUGUUUAUUACUUGUGAUUGUAACACACUGAAAGUGCAUACCCCUGAAAAUAUAAUACAUGUAUAUUUCUGAUACCAUUGAUUACUUUCCAAUGCACAGAGCAUGCAAAUCAGGAUCAGGGCUAUUAGUCUUAAACUGUCUGUGCUGUACUGUGCUGCAAGUAGACACCGUUUUCAUCAUAUUUUGAGAAGGAUUGUGCUAUAACAAUUUAUUUUGAUUUACUUUAGUGGUGUUUUGCAGAUUGUAGUGCAUGCUUGUAGGUAGGGGGGCCCCUACAAGCUGUGGUUCAGCUAACAAUAGAUUCCUGGGAGCACUUGAGGAGGUGCAUUUCCUUCUGAAAUUUCAUCCUGGUAUCAAAACAUUGUGCCAAAUUUCAUCUUGUGUUAAUGUCUUAAAAAGGUUAAAUAUGGAGGGUGAGGGAGACUAGUGAUAGCAGGACCUCUUGGGUGCUACAGUUUAUUUCUGGGAUGCUUUAAGUGGAAAAUGAUUACAUUUUGAAUCCCUCAAUUUUAUUAUCACACCUGUGAAGAGGUUGGAAAAUAACAGAAAAAGAACUGCUAACACUGUUUCUUACAUUUUUCCCUCUCAGCCUCUUUCUAUUCUUGUUUCUCUUGAGGCCUGAUUUUUGUGUUUUUUUUUUUUUGUUUUUUUAACUUAGUUUUGUGGGAAUUGCUGCACCACACUGCCUCUAACAGAUUGUAAAACAUUAUGUUUCCCGUCUGCAGCUUCUUACAGCAUUCUAGGAAGGAGGAAGAAGAAAAAGAUGCAUCUGUAACUGGGCAUAAUAAGAGUGAAAGUCCUGUUUUACCCCAAGCAGCCUUGGGGUAUCUUUUUUUGAGUUGAUUUGUUAGCGAAUUCUCUUCUUCUUACACUUGAACUGCUCUAAAAGUAGACCAUUUGUAUGAUUUCAGUUGUUGUAAUUUGUCUUUUUUUACUGUGUAAAUAAAGUUGUUGUCAAGGUAUCUGUCUCUGACUCACCUGUUUAUUCAUGAGGAUGUAGAUGAGAGGGUUGAUGACCGUGCUACUCUUAGCCAGCAGUGAAGGCACCACGCUGGCCACAGGGCUGAUGAUGCUGGGUGGCCCGAAUGUCGCCAUCAUGGCCACGAUACCGUAAGGCAUCCAGCACAGCAGGUAACAGGCCGCUGUGGUCAAAACCAUGAACAGAAUGUGGUACUCUCUCUUUCGUGCGGCUGUCUUUCUGAUCUUCCCCACCUGCAGAGAGAGUUGUGGAGGGUUAAUGAGGCAGCACAUCCAGCUGAGAUUUUUUCCAUAAUCACCACCCUGAGUAGUGAAGCGCUCCUUUCACCCAAAAGAAGUGAAUCAUGACAGCUUUGAUUCAUUUCCAGGUCUCAGGACAGCAAGUGGUUCCUUUGAUUUCACUGUAAUUUCAAUCGUUUGAAACCUUGAACACUUGAAGGAGCAGAGGUGUUUUUAGACAGACAUCAACCUGAGAAACUUUGUUUUAACCUUGCAUUCAUAGCAGCCGAUUGCAUAAGCCACACUGCUGCUCCUGUCAAUGAAACCGACUGAAAUCCAAGAGAUGGUAUGAAGACAUCAAUAUAGAGGAGGUUUCAUUAGACUUAACCUUUCAUUCUUGACACACAACAAGACACAAGGGAAAAAAGGUCAAACUCUGAGACUUGUUAAACACUGAUAUAAAAGCAACCCAGUCUAUCAGUAUAAAGGGCGUAAAAAGAUACACUCAAUCUCCCCGAUGUAUUAGGUCAAUAACUUAAACUGGUGAAAGUUCAGUCCCUAUUUGUCCCCUUUUAUAAGGAGUAUAGAUAACUAUUAACAUGACUAUGUCUCAAACACCAAACAAAUAUGUAGUAGAGGAUGUCAAUUCCAUGUACUUCAAAAUGACACAAUAUCUGUUAAUUCUCUGUUCAAUGAUAUUAAAAAGCAGCAAUCCAUAUGAUAAAACAAACAAACAAACAAACAAACAAACAGACAAAGGGAUCUUUUGUCCAAUUUUCAAUCCAAAGCUGUCGCGAGCAAAAGAAAGACAUAGAGUGAGCAACAGUGGCCAAUCAAUACUAAGAUAAAGUAAAGACAGAGAGCACUGCCAGAGACAUCAAAGUGGGGAAAGUCAAAAAAAUAUAUAUUUUUUCAUAUAAGUCACUGUCUGGAGAACGUAUGUGUGCACACCUCUGCACAAACACAAAGAUUUUGUGUGUCUCUGUUCUCUUCUCUGUCACAGCCACUCUGCUGUUAACUCUCCCUGUUAAUAGUUCAGUGGAUACUGAGGCUUGACUGGUCCUUUUACCAUCCAAGUAAGUCACAUGGUAUACAUAAGACUGUUAAAAGACAGACAGCAAACUGAGUGAAGUGACAAGGUCCCAAUUUGCUUAUCAGCUCCAUAUGACUGCAGUGAUUGACAUAUGAUCAUUGCUGAGCAAAUUAACAAGAAAACUGCCUCCUCUGAA